Pelobates cultripes (western spadefoot toad) is the source of this 78193-nucleotide messenger RNA. Lineage: Eukaryota; Metazoa; Chordata; Amphibia; Anura; Pelobatidae. The record is from the annotation of a GenBank genome assembly.
AUGGAGGCGGGUGGAGGCGCGCAGAGGUGCACAACGGCACGUCCUGAUGUGACGUGUACAGGCUCCGCCUUCAAGGAGUUUCGGCUGUCACAUGCUGCGGAUGGCGCCAGUGGGGGUACAGACGCAGGACACUAGAUACUCAAGGUUAGUAAAGUAUAUGUCUUAAUGCUAAUAUUGUUUUUUUUUUUUUUUCUUUAACAGGGAAUGGGGUCUUGUACAGGGGGGUUGAGGUCUUGUUCAGGGGGUUGGGGGUCUUGUGGGGCUGUGGUCUUGUACAGGGGCUGGGGUCUUGUACAGGGGGCUUGGGGUCUUGCACGGGGCUGGGGUUAUGUAUAGAAGGUUGGGGGUCUUGUAAUGGGGCUGGGGGGUACAAGGGGUUGAGGUCAUGUACGGGGGUUGGGGUCUUGUGCAGGGCGGAAGUUAUGUACAGGGGGGCUGGGGUCUUGUGCAGGGGGGCGAAGGUAAUGUACAGGGGGGCUGGGGUCUUGUUCACGGGGGUUGGGGUCUUGUACAUAGAACAACAAUGUCUUGUACAGGUCUUGUACAUAGAACAACAGUGUUGUUCUAUGAAAAUGUAAGUUGUUUUCUUUUGUGUGGCCCACAUAAACGUAAACUUUGUUUAUGUUGCCCAUGCUAGACUUUGAGUUUGACAUGCUUGCACUACACCAAUCAGUAUCUCCUUAGAGAGAUGCAUAGAGUAUUUCCUAAUAGAGAUUCACCCUCACAGUGUCACUUUAAAGAACAUAUAAAUGCUAGUGAAUGUAUAGAUGAAGAGUUAUGCUAAAUGUUUUUGGACUUUUGUGUUGCAGUAACCAUACUAUCACCAUAUCAGUAAAGAUAUCAUCUGAGGGUCUUGUGAGCCAGCCCACCUCUAAAUAAUGAGAUCUCACCCUCCAAAUUCUAGCAUGACUCUAGGAAUCGAUAAAUGCACAUCCAAUCGUUUGGGGCUAGGGUUGCUGAGUGUGCAGUUGUUCAUCCAGUCCAAGGCACCAUGUGGUGUGUGGAGGAAGACUGAAAGUAAGUAUAUCUUUUAAUCUAUACACUUGCUGAUUUAGCUUUCUUGCACCCUUUACCCUUCUAUUAAAUGGACAGUCUACGCACAGUAACUGCUACAGCUUAUUACAUAAAAUGCUUAAUUAACACUGACAAAAAAAUAAAAUUAAAAGACUUAGCGCUUUAUCUUUUGUAUACAUUUUGGUUAGUCGUCCAUGUAUAAUUGGGGUACUCUGGAGUUAGUGGUAGGCUCAAAGCGGUAUAUGCAACACAAUACCCAAUAUUUUGAAUCUGAAAUAGAUGUAUUAUUCCUUUUUAUUGUUCUAUUUUUACUGUAUAAUGAUGUAAUAUUGUGAUGGAAUUCCAGUAAAAUACAAGUUUAGCAGGCCAAGAUUGCCACAAGGCAUAUGUAGGUACAUGUGUUUGUAGUAUCAGUUAGUUAGUUACACGUAGCUAAGAUACUGUCAUCACUGUACUGAACAUGUGCAGGAAUGCAGGAACUGGAAUUACGCGUUCCUCUCCUUUGUUUCAGAUGAGCCACGUGGUUAGAUCGGAUGGAUGAGUUUAGACUCUAUUCAUUGAUUAGGUUAAGGGUAUGUGUGGGUGUAGCUAAUUAUGGGAGGAGCUACAGUGCUAUAUAAGGAAUGUACUCUAUGUAUUCAGUACUCAGAUCUUUGCUGUUUUUGGUGACAUAAGUCCCUCUGAGUCCCGGUCGGUGAAUCGAAUAAAGAUCUCUUCCUUCCUGAAGAAACCUGUGUCCAUCUCUCUGUGCUUGGCCUCCGUCAGUUUCCCAGUAACAUCUUUGGUGCAUUGGCCGGGAAGCUCGUCGUUAACGGUGGCUAGGAAGCAGAGGCGUGAGACGGUCUAUCUUUGCCCACGUUCUCUACGGCUGCACCCCUGAACUUCUGCGUGGACCUCCCUUCGUCUCGGCGCCACUGGUCUGUUGUCCAGGAGAUCAUCGGCCACUACGUAGUAAGUGCUGGGGUGUCCCCGUCGAUGAGUGUGAACUCAGGUUCAGGAACGAGGAGGUAAGACGACUACUGUUUUAGACGGUGGACCCACUAGGGGUAUUGGAUACCGAUUGUGCGGUAGGCCGAUAAGGGGUUUGAAUUGGAAUUGUGUAUGGAAUUGGCCCCCUCCAGAGAGGGAAGGAGCGAAGGCGCACCGCUCAUAAUUAGACGCCCUGUAGUCAGCCCGUCUAAUCUUGGUAUGGAGUCAGGCUGGGCCUUGGUUGAAUGUAUAUAGCCCAAGCCGGACACCGGUGUCUUGUCUAGACUAGCGUAUCUAGGGUGUACAUUUCGUUCGCUAGGUCGGAGGGACCGGGAGACUAAGCAGACUCUGGUGUACAUUGUCGUUUGCUAGUUCUCAACCUAUCUUGGCUAAGUGGGAAGGUGUGUAAAUUUGGAACCCACUAGACUAUUGAUAGAGUAGAUAGACUAAAAGGGUAUUGUUGUAAAUUCCGCCCUCUAGUUCGCUAUAUGUGGUGCUUGGGCAGCGACGGCUAACCAAAACGGAUGUAAAUAGUUUUAGGUAGUCCCUCGAGGUACUGUCCAAUAGAUUAGUUGGGAAACUGUAAAUGUGUUAAAAUUUAUUAUAGUAGAGUGUAUAUCUUGCUGGGUAGCGUGAGCUCUGCCGUCUAGCGAGAGUGUGAAUAGUGUGUAACUGUAUCAUAGCGCACGGUACCAUAACCAUGUAUUAUAAUCACUGAUACUGUAAAUAAUCACUAAUAACUGUCGUUUAUGUUGUAUGUUUAACACCAUAACUACUAUUAACUGACCUGUGACUUUAAAAUUGUAUUCUAACCAAUGCUAACCGUACUAUAACUACUGUUUGUAAAGACGAUGUUACUAGGGUGUGUUAUAGACGGGUAAUUUAAAUACUGAGAAUUAUAGCGUGGGUAAUUGUAUAAUUUCGCCAAAAAAGGUACAGUAAUAGUUAUUUAGUGUGUGGUGUAACAGCUGUGUGUGUACGGGAAUUCCCUGUAUGAUUUGUUGUGUGCGUUUGGCCUAGUAACUGUGCCACGUGGUGCUGUUGCCAAGGGAAACGGGUGUGACUGUUGGAAGUGUAUUUUGUUUUGUUUCUAUUGGAGACGACGCUCCAUUGUUAAGUAUGGGUGCGUUGGAUUCAAAGAUCGUUGAUCCCUUAGAUUGCAUGUUAAAGAAUUUUAAAAAGGGAUAUAAUGUAUGUGAUUUUGGGGUAAAGAUGUCUCCAACACGUUUGACUACUUUAUGUAGCAGGGAAUGGCCUGCCUUAGUGGUUGCAUGGCCUCCACGUGGUAGUCUUGAUCCUAAUCUAGUGCAGCGUGUACACGUAGCUGUAUCUAGUAGGCCGGAACUUUACGACCAGUUUCCAUAUAUUGAUUGUUGGAAACAGGUCGUGGAUGACUUGCCAAAAUGGAUCAGGGUGUGCCAAGAGGAGCAAUGCCGCCUCCUGUUGGCCAGAACUCGUUUGUCCACCAAGGCCGUGAUCACGCCCAUUCUGGACAUGCCCCCUGAGUCAGAGAUUCCUUUACCGCCCCCUUACUCCUCCUCUACAGGAAGAGGAAGAGGAGGUGCGGCUAGUAAUGCCACUCCCCUUGCCCCAUUGUCUCCUCCUACCCCAUCCUCUAGCUCAGAGCCUAGCCCACUUGUUCUAAACCCUCCCCUUCCGGUACCUACCCCCACUAACUCCACCUAUCCGGAUUUGACGUCAUUUCUGGUUCCUGGUCAGGCUCCUCCCAGCCCGGCCCGGAAUAUUCUGCUUACCAACCUCCCCUUCAGUAAAGAAAAAGCAUCCCCCUCCCCUCGUCUUACUAUCCCUCGACCGGAACCCAUAACUGACCUUCCUCAACGAAGCCCCAUACUAACCCGACAAUUGACCAGUACCCUCCAACCUUGACAUUAUCAAAUGCCUCUCCGAUUGACACCGGGCCCGACACACAUUAAUGGUGAAGGCCAGUUACAACAUGCCGACCCCGUAUUUGUUUAUGUUCCCUUUACCACUACGGAUUUGUUCAACUGGAAAACCCAUAACUCCUCUUACACAGACAAACCUCAAGCCAUGACAGAUUUGAUUACCUCCAUAAUCCAAACGCACAAUCCCAUUUGGGCUGAUUGCCAGCAAUUGCUUAUGAUAUUGUUUAAUAACGAGGAAAGGACUCGGAUUAAUCAGGCAGCAAUUAAAGCGCUUGAAGAAGUGGCCCGUGCACAGAAUCAGGCCAACCCGGUAGCAUGGGCCGCAGCUCAUUACCCAAACGUAGAUCCGAAUUGGAAUGUUAAUGGUGCUGAUAUGGCUCACCUAAAAGCUUAUAGGGAAGCCAUUAUUACUGGCAUGAAAGCCGGAGGGAAAAAAGCGAUCAAUAUGUCAAAGACGGCUGAGGUAUUGCAGAAAUGUGAUGAGUCGCCCAGUGCCUUUUAUGACCGAUUAUUGGAGGCAUACCGAUUGUAUACCCCCUUUAGUCCAGAGGCUCCUGAGAAUUCCCGGAUGGUUAACUCUGCCUUUGUCAGCCAGGCUUACGGAGAUAUUAAAAGAAAAUUGCAAAAGCUAGAAGGGUUUGUAGGGAUGUCUAUAACUCAACUAAUGGAAAUAGCAAAUAAGGUUUAUAUGAAUAGGGAGACAGAGACGAAGAAGGAAGAAGAGCGUAAGAUGAGAAGGAAGGCAGAUAUGUUAGCGGUAGCUAUCGCUGGUGUAGAUAGAAGGGAAAAGGAAGUGUACAGGGGAACCGAGAAAAGCGAGAAUAAGUGGAAUAGGGAGCCUUUAAGUAGGAACCAAUGCGCAUAUUGUAGGGAAGAAGGGCAUUGGAGGAGUGAGUGUCCAUUGAGGGAACAACAUGAGAGAGACAGAACAAGGGGAGGAUAUAGUAAUAACUAUAGAGGUAGAGUGAGAGGAAGAGGAGGCCCUGGAGGAAAUGGUGGGAAUAGUAGAGGAAGCGUUCAAGGGGAUAGGUAUUACCCAGCAGCGCAGAGACCGCGAGAAAGAGAAGAUAGGGACUUUGUGGGUUUGGCUGACACUGUCAUGGAGGACUAUUGAUACCGACCGGGCUCCAUCCCCCUUGGUCGAGUGGAGCCUAUGGUCGAUGUAGCAAUAGGGGGAAAAAGGAGUUCUUUCAUGAUCGACACUGGUGCUGAACAUUCUGUGGUAACCGACCUAGUUGCUCCUCCUUCAGGAAGAACUAUCACUGUAAUAGGAGCAACUGGGAGGAGUGCUGCUAAACCGGUUCUCAAAAGUCGACUCUGUACACUGGGAGGCCACGUAGUGAAACAUCAGUUCCUUUACAUGCCUGAAUGUCCAGUCCAACUUCUAGGACGGGAUUUGUUGUCGAAGUUACAAGCACAGAUAACAUUUCUGCCUAACGGAACGACAUCCUUGAAGUUUAAUGGACCCUCAGGUAUAAUGACACUAUCAGUACCAAAGGAAGAAGAGUGGCGACUUUAUACAGUGAUGACAAGUCAAAACCCUAAGAGUGAUGAAUCCUUGUAUAAUAUACCAGGAGUGUGGGCAGAAAAUAACCCACCAGGACUUGCUCGCAAUAUCCCACCUAUACGCAUCGAACUAAAGCUUGGGGUUUAUCCAGUAAGCCUGCGACAAUACCAUAUACCUCAAAAGGCGAAGAAGAACAUACAGUCUUAUUUGGAUAAGUUCAUAAGGUAUGGUAUCCUAAAAUUCUGUACUUCCCCCUGGAAUACUCCAUUGUUGCCUGUUCAGAAGCCUGGGUCAGAUGAGUAUCGUCCUGUGCAGGAUUUGAGAGCAGUCAGUGAUGCGGUAGUAAGUAUACAUCCAGUUGUGCCCAAUCCUUAUAACCUGCUUGCCUUGAUUCCGGGUGGGGCUACUUACUUUACAGUCUUGGACCUUAAAGAUGCCUUCUUUUGCCUACGAAUUGCUACAGAAAGCCAGUGUAUCUUUGCAUUCCAAUGGGAAGAUGCUGUAACAGGCUCGAAACGUCAGAUGACCUGGACAAGAUUGCCCCAAGGGUUUAAAAAUUCACCUACCCUAUUUGGAUCAGCAUUAAGUCAGGACUUAUUAGAUUUCAAGUCCAUCCCAGGAGAAUGUGUACUACUACAAUACGUGGAUGAUUUGUUGAUAGCGGCAGUUACUAAAGAGAUAUGCCAGCCAGCAACUUAUGAUUUACUGCACAUUCUUUGGAAGGCAGGAUACAAGGUGUCCAGGAAGAAAGCUCAGUUGUGUCAGCCAACUGUCAAGUAUCUGGGAUGCCAUAUCUCUGAAGGUCAAAGGAUAAUGGGGCCUGAAAGAAAAGAGGCUGUAUGCCAAAUACCAACACCUAAGAAUAGAAGACAAGUGCGAGAAUUCUUAGGGGCAGCAGGCUUCUGUAGGAUAUGGAUUCCCAGUUAUGCGAUACUGGCGAAACCCCUCUAUGCCGCUAUUAAAGGCACGGAACAUGAUUCCUUCCUGUGGACCAUCGAACAGCAGAAGGCAUUUGAGGAUGUUAAGAAGGCAUUGAUGAGCGCCCCCGCAUUAGGUCUACCUGAUCAUACACGUCCAUUCUACUUAUAUGUACACGAGCAAAGAAGGAUGGCUGUGGGAGUACUGACACAGUAUCUGGGAUCAUGGCAACGACCUGUUGCGUAUAUGUCCAAACAACUGGAUGUAGUAGCCAGUGGUCUUCCUCCUUGUCUAAGGGCCAAAGCUGCCGCCGCCCUGUUGGUAGCAGAAGCUGACAAGCUCACUCUGGGUCAGGAACUCUAUGUGCGAGUUCAGCACGCAGUACAGACGUUGCUAGACUAUAAAGGUAAUCAUUGGUUUAGCAAUAGCUUAAACCAAAACAGAGAAGAUUCGGGAUAUGGCUGUGUAAAUCUACAGAGAAAGCAUAAAACAAAACAUAGUGUGAUAUUGUUAUAAAACACAAUAUUUCAUGCGCAGUAAUCUUGUGCACUCACAGGAUGUAGGCAGUAAAAGCGCUCUUAGGGUGCCUUCCCCAAUGAAAUGGGGGGCUAGCUGGUGUUCCUUAUCACCUCUGGAUCCUUGUUCCACCAAAAGACAUCCACAGGUCAGGGUUCAGUAAUAAAAAAUUUAUUUAUAUAAAAAGUGUAGUCACCAAUUCAGCAUAGGAUACAAAUAACAAAAGGUUGUCCUACGCGUUUCGUUCUAUAAGAACUUCCUCAGGGACCACAAUUAAAAACAAUAAUAACAAUGUAUCAAUGUACAAUACAUGAACAUAUCCUAUACAAAUCCCCCCUCCCUGUGUCGUUAAAUAGGGCUAAUCCCUAAAGUCUAUUGGUGGAUCCAGUAGGUGUGUAAAUCCUCCUUGGUUCUAAUUGGAGGACUGGUCUUCCUGUGGCAGCUGUUUUUCAUCCAUUCAUUUUCUAUAAUUUAUAAUUCGCGCCUUUUUCGGUAAAUACCGGAAGUAGUCAUAAUUUGCCGAAACCGGAAGUGACGUCGCGGGAACGUCCGCGUUCCACAUGCGUUCCACCAGCAACGUCUCCAUGGCAACCGGAUGCGAUCAGGUAAUUCAAAGGUCAAAUGGAACACAGGACAAAUAAAAGAGCCCCAUUCUGCUUUAGAAAAAAACUGUUAACCAUGUUUAACACAUUUAGCCAUUAUUUAUAUAUAUAUCUGUUGAGUAUCACCCUCCUCAUUAAUCCCAUCACACAACAUAAUGUUAAUCCUCAUAUUAUACCCAGUAAUCAUAAUACCUCAAUAUAUUAUAAGCCUAAGGCUUCAUAUUACAAAGUGAUCAUAUUUCCUAUGUCUGUUAUUUAAGAGUUUUCUUUUUUUUUUUUUAUAAAACUUUAUACAUUGUUAAUCAAAGUGAACACCGUAAUCAAUUCAUCACUGUAUCAGUUUAAACUUCAAUUUGUCGUGUUAUUAUUUGUGCUCCCCAUAAAAAUCUUUGAGAUAAGCCUAUUAAACACAUUAAGGUAAUCCAUUGCUAUGGUUACAAAAAAAGGGGAUACUACAAAAUGACUACUUCCCAUAUAAACUUUAUUUAGUGAAUCUACCACAUUCAAUUUAUACCAGCUCUAAAAAUCCUUAGAGCAAACCCAUUAUUUAUAUUAGAAUAAUCGGUUAUUGUGUUUUUAUUAUAGUCUUUUGUGAUUUUUGGUCAUAUAGGACAAUAGAUCACAAAUUGUACAAAAAGAAAUAAAAUAAAAUAUAAGGGGUAUGAAAUAACUACUUGGUAUUUGAUAUAUAUAUAAAUCCUCUUUUUUUUAGAGCUGGUAUAAAUUGAAUGUGGUAGAUUCACUAAAUAAAGUUUAUAUGGGAAGUAGUCAUUUUGUAGUAUCCCCUUUUUUUGUAACCAUAGCAAUGGAUUACCUUAAUGUGUUUAAUAGGCUUAUCUCAAAGAUUUUUAUGGGGAGCACAAAUAAUAACACGACAAAUUGAAGUUUAAACUGAUACAGUGAUGAAUUGAUUACGGUGUUCACUUUGAUUAACAAUGUAUAAAGUUUUAUAAAAAAAAAAAAAAAAAGAAAACUCUUAAAUAACAGACAUAGGAAAUAUGAUCACUUUGUAAUAUGAAGCCUUAGGCUUAUAAUAUAUUGAGGUAUUAUGAUUACUGGGUAUAAUAUGAGGAUUAACAUUAUGUUGUGUGAUGGGAUUAAUGAGGAGGGUGAUACUCAACAGAUAUAUAUAUAUAAAUAAUGGCUAAAUGUGUUAAACAUGGUUAACAGUUUUUUUCUCAAGCAGAAUGGGGCUCUUUUAUUUGUCCUGUGUUCCAUUUGACCUUGAAUUACCUGAUCGCAUCCGGUUGCCAUGGAGACGUUGCUGGUGGAACGCAUGUGGAACGCGGACGUUCCCGCGACGUCACUUCCGGUUUCGGCAAAUUAUGACUACUUCCGGUAUUUACCGAAAAAGGCGCGAAUUAUAAAUUAUAGAAAAUGAAUGGAUGAAAAACAGCUGCCACAGGAAGACCAGUCCUCCAAUUAGAACCAAGGAGGAUUUACACACCUACUGGAUCCACCAAUAGACUUUAGGGAUUAGCCCUAUUUAAGGACACAGGGAGGGGGGAUUUGUAUAGGAUAUGUUCAUGUAUUGUACAUUGAUACAUUGUUAUUAUUGUUUUUAAUUGUGGUCCCUGAGGAAGUUCUUAUAGAACGAAACGCGUAGGACAACCUUUUGUUAUUUGUAUCCUAUGCUGAAUUGGUGACUACACUUUUUAUCUAAAUAAAUUUUUUAUUACUGAACCCUGACCUGUGGAUGUCUUUUGGUGGAACAAGGAUCCAGAGGUGAUAAGGAACACCAGCUAGCCCCCCAUUUCAUUGGGGAAGGCACCCUAAGAGCGCUUUUACUGCCUACAUCCUGUGAGUGCACAAGAUUACUGCGCAUGAAAUAUUGUGUUUUAUAACAAUAUCACACUAUGUUUUGUUUUAUGCUUUCUCUGUAGAUUUACACAGCCAUAUCCCGAAUCUUCUCUGUUUUGGUUUAUACUAUAUAUGAUAUAGGUCGCUUGUUUGGGUAACGACCUAGGGAGGCUGUCAUACAUCUUUAUAAGCUAAGUACUAUCGCUUUUUAUAUUAUUUAUCGAUUGUAUAUUGUUUGGGAUAUACUCAUAAGCUAUUGUUUAGCAAUAGCUGCAUGACUAAGUAUCAAGCCAUGUUAUGCGAGAACCCGAGAGUGCAUCUUGAGACUGUAAAUACCUUGAACCCAGCUACCCUCUUGCUGCAACCUACUGAGAGUCGACAUGAUUGCCUGGAGGUAAUUGAUGAAGUGUUCUCAAGUAGACCGGACCUUCAUGAUUUUCCCAUCCAGAACCCCGAUGUUCAGUAUUACACGGACGGCAGUAGUUACGUGAAAGAAGGGAUUCGCUAUGCCGGAUAUGCAGUGACAACUAUAGACAAGGUGAUAGAAGCGCGGCCAUUGUCAAAAGGAACGUCAGCACAGAAGGCAGAAUUAAUCGCACUUACACGGGCUUUGCAAUUGGCUGAAGGGUUGAAAGUAAAUAUCUACACAGACUCAAAGUAUGCGUUUUUAACCACUCAUGCCCAUGGAGCUUUGUAUAAAGAAAGAGGAUUACUGUCCUCAGAAGGAAAAGAAAUCAAGUACGCAGCUGAGAUAUUACAACUAUUGGAAGCUGUAUGGGAGCCGAAGGAAGUUGGUAUCAUACAUUGUCGAGCACAUCUGAAAGGUGAUGGUGAUGUGGUGAAAGGAAAUCGGAUGGCAGAUAGUGCAGCUAAGCGUGCCGCUGAAUCCGGACAAAAAGAAUAUGUGGAGUGUGUAGCAGCUCUUAUACCGACCCCUCUGUCCCAGUGGACUCCAGUUUAUACAGCUCAAGAAGUAGAGUGGUUAAAGACUGAAGCUGGGAAAUAUUUGGAGAAUAAUUGGUAUCAGUUAGAAGAUGGAAGAAUAGUUAUUCCAGCAUCGCUAGCUGUAGAAAUUGUCCAGAAUUAUCAUAAUGGGACACAUUCUGGAAGAGAUAGUAUGGAAGAAUCUCUUAGGAAGCAUUUCUACAUACCAAGAUUGUCCAACUUGACUCAAGCCAUUGUUCGAAGAUGCGUGUCAUGUGCCAAGAACAACGCAAGGCAAGGUCCAGUGAAACCACCGGGAGUCCAGUACAUGGGAGGGCUUCCUAUGUCCGAUCUCCAAAUAGACUACACGGUAAUGCCCAAAUCCGGCGGACAUCGUUACCUACUAGUAGCUGUGUGUACCUACUCAGGAUGGGUAGAGGCGUGUCCAACUCGUACAGAGAAAGCAGGAGAAGUUGUGCGAUUUCUGUUGCGAGAAAUAAUACCCCGAUAUGGACUACCGUGUUCUAUAGGAUCAGAUAAUGGUCCAGCUUUUGUCCAUCAGUGCCUACAACAACUGACUCAUAUGCUUGGUAUUAAGUGGAAACUUCAUACAGCAUAUAGGCCUCAGAGUUCUGGGAAAGUGGAAAGGAUGAACAGAACCAUUAAGACCCAGUUGGCAAAAAUGUGUCAAGAAACCCAACUCAAGUGGAAUGUUCUUUUGCCAAUAGCUCUGUUGCGCAUUCGUAGUACACCUACCAGAAAGUUAGGUCUAUCACCCUUUGAAAUUAUGUAUGGGCGUCCACCUCCCAUACUUAGUAACUUAAGGGGGGACUUGAGUCAGUUGGGAGAAGGAAUUACCUGGCGGCAGGUUGUAGAGUUGGGUAAAACUAUGGAGGAGGUACAGAAAUGGGUACAAGAUAGGUUACCUGUAAAUAUUUAUCCACCUGUCCAUUCUUACCAUCCAGGAGACCAAGUUUGGAUAAAGGAGUGGAACAGUGUACCGUUGGGGCCAAAGUGGAGGGGUCUUUAUGCUGUUCUUUUGUCUACUCCAACAGCUAUAAAGGUGGCAGAGGUGACUCCGUGGAUUCAUCACUCCAGGGUUAAACCAGCAGCAGAUUCUUGGCAAGCUACUCAAGAUCCUGAGAAUCCCUGCAAGAUCCGGUUGAAGCGAGUGACCCAGUUAGAUUAAAAGUGUUUUUUGCGAAGAGUAUUGUUACAAGGGAACAUCAACAAAGAUCUACAAGUAGGUGUUUUGACGGCCACAAUAAAGCCUGACCACCUACCAACGUUUAAGCCAGAGGAAUCCUCUGUGAAGAACAGUGAGGAUCAGAAGGACUCCAUUCCCUGCAGCCCUCACACGCCUGGAAGCUGAGGUGCCGUCGCACGGUCGAAGAAUUAGGAAGAAGAUGUCAGGAGUAAUGUGUUUGAUGAUGUAUAUAUGUGUGUUUUUAAUUAUUCAGGAAGGUAGAGGUACCGACACACCAGGCUGCAAGGUUUGCAUUAAGACUACGAAAACAGGCAGUUGUAUUUCCCAGACCCUUAUUUGGCAUUCGCAAUAUGAGUGCACAGGACAUGUAUCAAAGUGUAGAUACCUAGGUACAGAUUAUAGUGUAUGCCAUAUAGGAGCAGGAGAACCUAGGUGUUUUAAUCCUGAGUAUCAGCCCCGUACAAUUUGGUUGACUAUUCGGAAUGAGAACGCACAGGGGAACCUGAUAAAUAAGACUGUACUAGAAAGCGUACAUUCUCCAGGUGUUUUGCUAUUUGAUGCAUGUAAGGCGAUAUCAGGUAGUAGGAAGCCAUGGAAUGUAUGUGGUGGUCUUAAAUGGGAAAGAACGUAUGGGUCUAAUGAUAAGUAUAUUUGUCCUAGUAAUAAGCAUAAGUAUAUAGAUCCAAACUGCCUAAAUAAAGACUACAAUUAUUGUCCGUAUUGGUCCUGUGUGGGAUGGGCAACCUGGGGACAGACAGUAGAUAAGGAUAUGAUUAUCACUAGAUUGCCUAAUAAUCCCAAUAGACAACAUAUAUAGGAGUGACACUCCUAUAUAUGUUGUCUAUUGGGAUUAUCAUCAUUAUUAUUAUUUCUUUGUUGGCUUCCUGCCUCGGGGUGGGCUAUGGAUACCUUAUAACCUCAUUGCGAUAGAAGACUGCAUACCAGCAAGCACUCAGUUGAUAGUUAACAUAGUUGGAUUUUGAUAACAUAUUCUAUUCAAAUAGUUACGAUUACUUCAACUGGCUAGUGUUCACUUCUAUUGCUUAUUUAUUUGUACUCUGCACAGGUCUUUUUGUAGCAACAGUAAUUGGAUACAAUUAUUAGAGGGAUCGUUCUGACCCUUAUCACUCUUGCUACUUAGAAGUACAACAAUUCCUCUAGCCAUAAUUAAAGUCUGUUUUGACUUGAUUUAUUCCACCUUUUAGACCACAGGAGUUUAUUAUAAGGCUCUUUGAAGAUCAUGCAUACGUUUUAGACAUGGACAACCUCGGUUGAUCACAUUAAAGUCCUGAGUCUAAACACAAUAUUUAUGUCCAAGAGUUUUGCAGACAGGAGAAUAGCCAUUAGGCUAUGUUAAUUCACUUUAGUUCCAUGUAUGAACACUCUAUAUAUUUCUAUGAUCCAUCUUUUCAUUGUUUAUAUUUAUUUAUUUGACUCCUGAUUUUCCAGUUGACAUUCCUGUCUCUGGUCUCAGCAACCAGUCACAGGAAGGUUGUUGUUUAGAUCGCAAAGUCUAGUCUGGUUUAUGGCAACUUGAGGUGUAAGCAAACUAUGAUUGGUGAUGCAUCUGGAAUUAUUUUAAAUCAGAAGCAUCAAAGGGGGGAAUGUGAUGGAAUUCAAGUAAAAUACAAGUUUAGCAGGCCAAGCUUGCCACAAGGCAUAUGUAGGUACAUGUGUUUGUAGUAUCAGUUAGUUAGUUAGUUACACGUAGCUAAGAUACUGUCAUCACUGUACUGAGCAUGUGCAGGAAUGCAGGAACUGGAAUUACGCGUCCCUCUCCUUUGUUUCAGAUGAGCCACGUGGUUAGACCGGAUGGAUGAGUUUAGACUCUAUUCAUUGAUUAGGUUAAGGGUAUGUGUGGGCGUAGCUAAUUAUGGGAGGAGCUACAGUGCUAUAUAAGGAAUGUACUCUAUGUAUUCAGUACUCAGAUCUUUGCUGUUUUUGGUGACAUAAGUCCCUCUGAGUCCCGGUCGGUGAAUCGAAUAAAGAUCUCUUCCUUCCUGAAGAAACCUGUGUCCAUCUCUCUGUGCUUGACCUCCGUCAGUUUCCCAGUAACAGCACCAGAAGCACUUUCCUGCUGGCUUCUCUCUCUUUCCAAUUCACAGGACUUCUGAGUUGGGAUGUAUGCAACAGUCCUCCUGACCCCGGGUGACAGAGAUGGUAUGUUGGGUGAUUGGUAGGACUCAAGUCACACAAUCAAAUCACAUGACUUGUAGAUCUGCCAACUAUGGCUGGUCUGCUAACGGGAAAUUAUUUAUAUAUUGAUAGGCAGGCAUAGCAUCACGUACAGAGUCAUCACAUCUUAUUGUUCAUGUGCCCCAUGAUUACAGGCUAAAGAAGAGAGCAGCAAUUCAGAGCAUCCCAUACACAGUGCUUGCGUUUGGACUUGAAUUGCUAUAGAAUUGUAGCUUGAGCACAAUUAAAGGAACACACCAGGCACCAUAACAACUUAAUAUCAAUGAACUUGUUAUGGCGCGUGUAGGUUCUGGGUGUCAUUUGUCCUUAUGGUGAUCAACUGUUUAUGAACAAUUUAACCCCAAAGUGAUGUAGAUGGUGCCCAUCCGCUCUGUCGCUCUUCUUCCAGUGUAGUCAAGACAUUAAUGAGAAAGCCUCACACCGGGAGUCAGCGAUAUGAUGAGAACGUCAGGCCAAGAUUGUCGCUAACUUCUCACUGAGAAAGUAAUGCACCUAUCAGCCUAUCACCGGCUCCCAGUCCAAGGCUUUCUCACUGACGUUUCGGACUUUACCGGAGAAGAGGGGCAGAACGGAUGUUCUAUAUAUAAUUGGGGUUAAACCUUUUGUAAAUAAGAUAAGAUGGCACUCAGGCCGUCCAAGCACUAUAACAACUUCAUUGAGAGGAGCUGGUAUAUUUUUCCGAGUGGUCUUUUAAAGAAGAUUUCACGCGCCAAGGGUGUCGAAAAUACUGAAAGCCAAUCACAUCAUGUGACAAAAUAUCUGAUUUUAAAGAAAUCCUACAAGUGUGAGGAUGUUCCUCCAUGAUGCCCUGUUCACACUGCAUUCCUGAAUCAAGAAAUUAAUAUAAAGUUUAUCUUCAUCUGAGGUGUUAGAGCUUUAUAAACGUUUAGUUCUGACAGAUAGCUAAGGGCAGUGAGGCCACUGCGAAAAGGAUUUGCCAGGUGCAAAGAUGGCUGACGGGGCUUCAUCCUACGUCACGCCACGUCACGUGGGCGGCGCUCCAGCUCAGCCCGCAGCUCUGUGGUCACAGCAGCUGGCGCGUCACGCGCGGGAAGGGGUUCCGGUGCGCGCGGAAGGUCACGUGUCGGUCUCGGUCUGGUGACGCGGCGACACCGAGAGCCGCCAUCUUGCGUGACCGGCUAAAGGUGGGAGGAGCACCCCGAAACCCGGUGAGUGUGGUUUCCCAACAUGCUCCACGCGGGGCCUGGCCCACAGAGUGCGCACUCUGUUUAUAUCUGUCUGCAUCGCUUUCUUUAUAGUGACUGACACCGUGCGGGGUAUGGGGGGGGCUGUAUGUAUCGGUCAGUGACUGGGUAUGGGGGGGGCUGUAUGUAUCGGUCAGUGAUGUAUCGGUCAGUGACUGGGCAUGGGGGGAGCUGGGUCAACUGGUAUGGGCUAAUGAUCGGUCGACUGGCAGCUGGCCUACGGUCAGUGACUGCGCUGGGUGUGAGUAGGGCUGUAUUCGUCAGUAUCAUUCUUGGUAGCAGCACAGGUGCUGUAUGUAUGUCAGUCUGGGGGGGCCGUAUGUACGGUCAGUGACUGGUAUGGGGGGGGCUAUGACCAGUCGGUCAGUGACUGGGCGUAUGGGGUACUGUAUGUAGAGGCAUGGGGCAUGUACAUAUAUCCCAUGGGGGGGGGGCUGAAGUCAGUGCUAUGGGGGCGUAUGUAUGGUCAGAGACUGCAGUGGGGUAUGGGGGGCUGUAAGUCAGUGACUGGUAUGGGGGGGGGGCUGUAUGUAGUCAGUGACUGGUAUUGUAUGUAUCGGCCAGUGACUGGGGGUUGUAUGUCAUGACUAUGGGGGGCUGAAUGUCAGUGACGGCUGGGGGGGCUGUAUGUAUCAGUGACUGGGAUGGGGGGCUGUAUGUAUCGGUCAGUGACUGGGUAUGGGCUGGGCUUAUCAGUGACUGGGUAUGGGCUGUAUGCAUCAGUCAUGGGGGCUGUGGGCAGGGCUGUAUGGUGGCUGGGGGGCUGCAUGUAUCGUCAGUGACUGGUAUGGGCUGUAUUUGUCAGUGACUGGCUGUAUCGGUCAGUGACUUAUGGGAGGCUGUACUGUAUGGCCAGUAACUGGGUAAGGGGGGCUGUGGCGUAUCGGGUCAUGACUGGGUACUGGGUAUGGGGGCUGUAUGUGUCCUUAUAUCACUGGGGGCUGUAUGUAGGUCAUGAGAUGGGGCUGUAUGUCAGUGACUGGCAUGGGGGGCUGUAUGUAUCGGCUCAGACUGACUAGGGGGUGUAUGUAUCGGUCAAGUGACUGGGUAAUGGGGUCAGUACUGGGUAAGGCAUACUCAGUGACUGGCAUGCGGGGGCUGUAUACUGCUAUCGCAGUCAUUGACUGCAAGGGUGGCUGUCCAGUAUCGGUCAGUGACUGCAGUAGGGGCUGUGCCGCAGUGCUGCAAUGGGCUGUAGUGACUAUCGGUCAGUCAGUGACUGGGUAUGGGGCCAUCCAUCGGCGUGACAGCUGCAUGCCGCCAGUGUACUGGCGGGUCAGUGACUGUAUGUCGGUCCAGUGACUGGGUAUGGGGGCUGUACUGUAUGUCAGUCCACUGCGGGGCUGGGGCGUAUCGGUUAGUGACUGCAUGGGGGCUGUAUGUAUCGGACUGCAUGUAUGACUGCGCUGGUAUCGGGUGCAUGCUGUACCGGCCAGUGUGCACUGGUGGGCUGGUCAGUAGAAACUGUAUGCAUCGGCCAGGACUGGCAUGGGUGGCGUAAUGGGUCAGUGACUGGUAUGGGGGCUGUAUGUAUCGGUCAGUGACUGGGGGGAGCUGCAGUGUAUCGUCAGUGAUCAGUAUGGCUGUAUGGUAUGGGGCUAAGGGGGCUGUAUGUACGUCAGUGAUUGGUAUGGGGGUUGUACUGUUGUCAGUGACUGGGCAUGGGGGGCUGUGGUAGAGGCUGUAUACCGGGUCAGUGACUGGGUAUGGGGAGGCUUGCAUCGUCGGUCAGCGUAACUGCUGCCGGACUGGCAUCGGGUGGGGGCUGUAUAUGUAUCGUAUCGUCAGUGACUGGGUAUGGGGCUGUAUGGGUGAUGCGCUGUAUGCCUGUAUGUCAGUGACUGGGUGAUGGGGGGUCUGUGACUGUAUCUGGUCAGUGACUGCGUAUGGUGUGCAUGGGGCUGUAUGUAUCGUCAGUAUGUAUCUGUGUAUCAGUGACUGGGUAUGGGGCUAGUGACUGGGUAUGGGGGCGGGUCAGUGACUGGGUAUGGGGCUGUAUGUGUCGGUUAGUGACUGGGACUCGGUCAGUGACUGGGGGGCUGUAUGCCGGUCAUGUAUGGUCCAGUACUGGGUAUGGCUGGUAUCGGUCAGUGACUGGGUAUGGGGGGGGCUGUAUGUAUCGGUCAGUGACUGGGUAUUGGGUUUACAGGUGAAGACCAAAUAUGUCUUCUCUGCUGCAAUCAUAGCUUGGCUUUUGCUGCCUGUAUUUUGCUGUUUGAAUUAACAUUCACUAAAGCAGGGGAACGCAACCUUCGGCACUCCAGAUGUUAUGGACUACAUCUCCCUAAAUACUCUUAAAGACGUCCACAGCAUCUGGAGUGCCAAAGGUUGCCUAACCCUUCAUUGUGACUAAAAUAUAUACCAAUUUGCCCUAAGUUGUGGUAGAGUAGUAUGUUUUUAUUAUGAUGCAAUGGGUGGAACUCAGAAUACGGCCUGUGACACGUAAUUGAAGGACAUUGUAACUAUCUUAUGAUCGGCAGAUUGAUGACUCUGUGAAAAGUUCCUGGAUGUGUUGGGUAUAGUCUUUCUGUACUGUACCUUGCGCGUUUUAGGUAUGGGCUGCUAGAAAGAUCUACGGUGACUGUGUAACAUACAGGUGUGCCAUUUGGUCUUGUUUAAUAUACUUGGAUUGUGUUACACUGGUUUACGUUUUCAAUGAACAGAGAUUUAUGCAGAAUCAGUCAAGAACAUUGCAAAUUUUAGGAAAAAAUAGCCUGGCUAGAAAUGCAUAUUUCAGUAAUUCUGGAAAUGAAAUUCUUAAAGGUUGUACUCUUGGUCUUGGUUCUGGACUUGACACAAAUCAUUAGCAACUUUACGAGAUCCAUUUGUGAUUGUGAAAUAAAGUUGUUGCCAAGUUACUACAGUUAUUUAGCUACAAAUGUGGCUGAUUUAGAGAAUUGUUUCCAGUUCAGCCAUCUUGGCCGGUAGUCCUUCUACCAUUUCUUUAUAAUUCCUGGAUUAGAGAAUAACCUUCUAAAUCAUUCUGCAUAUAUUACUUGUAUAUAGUUCAUGUGUUGUACAGGUUUAUACAGGUAUAAAGUGUAUUGGUGCUAAACACCGUGCAUGUGUUUUUACUAGUGUAUAUUGUGUUAUUCUGUUGGGGUUCUACUUGGUCAGCAUUCAGGAUUACCAAAACAAGCUAAAAUUUAAUUGAAAAUUUCAUGGAUUUGUGUAUUCGAUAUUUAGCAAAGGCAAAGCUGGGACAUCGAUGGAGGAGCAAUCUGGUAUCCAUUAACAAUUAGCAGAGAAUCCAACUUAUCUCUGUACUAGAUCUAUAUGAAUUUGCUAUGUCGAAUUGUAAUGAAAUAUUGGAUCUAUUUGUAUUUUAUUUUUUCUGUUUUUGGCAAUAAAAAUGAAUAUAGCUUAGCAGAGGAUUGUGCCAAUCCCAUACCAAGUAUAGGAAUUGUGUGUGUGUGUGUGUGUGUGUGUGUGUGUAUAUAUCUCUAUCUCUUUCUUUCUCUCACACCAAAAAAUUACCAAAUUUGAUCAUAUGUUUCAGUAGGAGACACAUUAUCUAAAUAAGCUCACCUGUUUUUGCAUACGAAACCAUUGUUAUCCACUAUAUUUAUCUUCUGAUCACGCAAGCAGUCAGCAAAUAUUAAAAGAAACAAACAACUAGUUGUUUUCCCAAUAUUAGAUUGUAUAUGAGCAACUAGAAAUGUGUGCAAGAAUAUUUUUCUAACAUUUUUAAAUGUAAUGUAUGAGUAUUCGAAUCAAUAGAACUUGCAAAUUACUUAUGGAAUAUUAUUUAUAAAGCGUCAACAAAUUCCAUAGCGCUGUACAAUAGGUGGUUGACAAACAAGGAUGUACAACAAGACAAGAUAGACGCAGAGGAACAGUGUGGGGAGCCCUGCUCAAACAAGUUUACAUUCUAGUGGGAGUGGGGCAAAGUAAAACAAAAGGUAAGGGUAGGAUGUAUUUCAUAUAUGGGAAAAGGUAGCUUACACUGAAGCGUUAGGUUUUUGGGGUUUUUGGAUGAUGCAGGAGAGGAAGCAAGUUGGGUUACCAAGGUGCGGGGAGGGAAAGCUAUUAACAGUUUUAUUGAUAUUGAGUUAUUAAUGAUCCUUUGAAAGAAUUGAAUAUGUGAUACUUGUCAGUUCUACUCCCACCAUGCAUGAGCGACAAGGUAACUAGCAUCUAAUAUGUUGAGUGAUGAAAUUUUAGGUAGUAAAUAGAUAUUAACAAGCCCAUUAGAAAAUUGCUAGGGCGGAGAUGGUGAAAAGAUAUGAAAGAGAAGCCACAGGCACAGAUAGUACAACUAUGCAUCAGAAGUCAUCCCUCUUUUGUCUGAUGAAUUGCACACAGCAAAGCCACUCAUGCAAUUGUGUUUAUGCUAACACUUGUUUAGAGGCAUGGGCUUGUCUCUUGUCAUUUUUACUACGAUACCCUUUUUAAUUUGUUUAUUUUGAUUAUAAUUCUAUCUCUCAACAUUAAUCUAAUUUUCUCUUUCUUUUUAAUGUACCCUUUCUUCUUUCUUUCAUCUUUUUGAUUCUUCCACUUUCAUGGAUUUCAUCUUCCUUCGCUUCAUCAGUACAUUAUCACACACUACCUUUCUCUCUCUUCUUUAAUAAAACCAUCCUCAAACCACCUGCACUUCCUCUUUCUCACGGUCUUAUCCAACGUGUAUUUGACAAGUGACCGGUUUGUAUUAAGCUACCUGUAGAUGCCCGUUGGGCACAGCAAUUCAGUAUCCAUUGUGCCUGUCAGUAGGCAGCGCAUGGAUGUGAUAUCACAUAUUUUCACAGAUGCUGAUGCUGCAUAUAUACCAUGUACACCAUUGCCCACCACAAUUCCAGUAUGGGAUCCUUUUAUUGCUUAGGAUCUUCAUCAUCAGGAGGGAGAACAAGCUGCAGUGUGAAACUGCUGGUCACUGGCUCCAUAAGAAAAAAUAUCACAAGUGUCCACUUUCUUCGUGGCCACUGAACGUCCACACUUGGCUCCCUUUAAAUUGCUUUCUGGACUCUGUGCUAUAGCUACUUGGUUCCCCUUGCUUUCCCAAUAUAAAAUAAAGCCAGCGUACUCUAAAAGUGCUUGGAAGUGAGCACUAUAUCUGCUGCUGCUGGGCACACAGAGAAACUGCACUGUAACAAAAAGUAUAGUUUCAUAAAAUAUGAAAUGCUUCUAUUGAUCUUGGAAUUUCCUUGACAUUCCUAUGCAAUCAUAAAGUAUCCUAAGAGAAAGGUGGGACUUAAUUUUAGGGUGGAAGUUGGCAGAAGGUGACUCUUCUAAUGGCAAGGUGUUCUAUGGAAUGUCUCACAGUAUUCUUCAUAAGUCUCCCUUCUUGUGCAUCGAUUCACCUCACAAAGAACGGGGAUGUCCUCUUCAGGGGAAUUUUGCUUAAUAUGCAGAAAUGCUUUAAAUUUUAGCCAAUAGGGAGUGAGAUCUUUUAGUCUUUAGUCCUAAUCUACAGUAUAAGUAGACAAACUUAUGUCAGGUCCCAUUUCUAUAUUGUGUAACGUUAGAGCAUAUUGGAUCCAUUCGAUUUGUUUUUCGAGUGUUUAUUGUAUUAGCACUUUUCUGUGUAUGGUCCUCAUGUAUAUUGGAACCACAGCCACAUCCAUGACGUGCUCCAUUUCAAGAGCAGUAUUUAUAGUAAUUGACAUCCAUAUAUUAUAUCCUACAUCAUCCAUGUGCGCCCAAAACAUACAAGUACAUUUACGCAGGACACAAUGUAUACUUAUUUUGACGAAGGUGAGACACAUUCUAAUCUAAAACCACAACGUGCGUCUAAAGUGGAGUGGUGGUCAUACUAUUUAACCUAUGUAGAGGAUGCACACAAGCUUACUAACAAGCGUUAAAGGGACUCCACUUCCCAAAUCAAGCUUAUACAGCUGCUUGCCUCAAGCCUGUGCAAGCUCUUCCCAACUCUCCCCUCUUCCCGAUCCAGAUUUUCUUUGGUUCUCCAAAUACAGACUUCCCAAUGCAGCUCAAUGAAAAUUCUUUGCAAUGCAGGAUCUCUUAGCAAUUACUGCUUCUUGAGUUUUAGCUCGACUGAGCCAAGCUACCAGGAAGUAACCUAUUUUCUGAUUGACAGCCAAAGCAAGUUUAUAAAAGUGCCAUUUUCUUUUGAUAUCUACAGUUUGUGUAAAACGAAAAAAAGACACGUUCUUAACACUUAAAGGACUCUGGUCACCAUAACAACUUGAUGUAAAUUAAGUUGUUAAGGCGCCAGGACAACCCCGGGUGUACUCUUACCAUAGGGGGUUAAAGGACUGGAGGCAACCUUUGCAGUUUAACCCCAAAGGUUGCCUCCAAAACCAAUCUCCAUGUCCCCGAGGCACAUUUGAGUUACAAGAAGCGAGGUGCGCUGCUGAGCAGGAGCACCAAUGAUUGGCUUAAGUGGUCAGCUGAAUAGUUAAUUAUUCAUAGUAGUUUAGUUUUCACUCCCUAUAUUCUUCAGGAUGUGAGUUAAAUUAAAAAUAACUGGAAUCUUCAGGAACCUAAUGUAAUGUAUUUUUUUUGCUAAUUUUAAAACCGCCCCCCUCUGACGUGGACACAUGUAAACAUUAUGUCGGUUACAUGUAGCACUCGCUUUAUUACAUUAAAUGUGUGUAUUAAAAUUUCUAUUACUGGGAAUACAGCCCAGCUCAUGGAAAUGCUCCUGGCCAACCAAAGAGCAAAAUAACCCCUGCAUAUUACUCCCAUUUAUAUUGGGCAGAAUGGUGACUCUCUGGUCACAUAUAAUUGCCUGUUAUAUCGCUUGGUAACUCUUGCCAAACAACUGGGCGAUCUUAUGUUCACCUUUACGAUACACACACCACCAUACCACUGCCACACUCAAAGCUCCAGAACAAAAACAAUUAAAUGUACUUCCUCCGAUUCAUUACAGAAGAAUUUAUUUGUACAGAGAAAAAAAAAAAAAAACAACUUGCAUGGGAUGGGCAGAAAAGUCUGUGUUUUGCUUUUAAACAGGCUUUUCUCGACAGCUAGUUGGGGAAAAUAUAGAAACACAGUGUAAGUGUGAAAUAUGUCCAGCUGAUCUGUUUUUGCACAAAUGUAAUUUCUUUCUUUUUUUUUUUUUUAAGAAAUGUGCUUAGUGGAUUUUCAUUAUUGCUGUUCUUGAAGUAAUAUUGCAUCAUUGGUCCCAUAGUGUCUGUGUAUCGUAGUGGCAAGUUUCUUUCUAGGAAUCAGCAGACAAUUCCAGCCCACAUCAGUGACUUCAGAAUGUUUUCAUACGCCUACCUCUCCUUCAACCCGUUGUCACCCGUAUUGUGGUGGAAUCUCGGUAAAAAUAAAUUUAGUAGGCCGAGAUUACCACGUGGCAUGUGUACGUGCAUAUGCUGACGUAUCGAUCAGUUGGUUGCACGAGGCAAGAUACGAUCAGUAGUGUACGGAGCAUGUGCAAGAAUACAGGAUGUAGUAUUCCCCUCCUCCAUUGUGCUGGACAAGCCAUGCGGUCAAGCAGGAAGUUAAUUCUUAUUUGUAAUGAUUGGUCAAGAGAAUGUGCGGGUGGAGCUUAAUAUGGGAGGAGUUAUGUGCCUAUAUAGGGAGCCUGCACUAUUGUUCAGGGCUCAGAACUUGCUGUAUUUUUGGUGACAUUAGUCCCUCUGAGUCCCGAUCGGUGAUCCAAUAAAGAAUCUCUUCCUUCCUGAAGAAACCUGUGUCCAUCUCUCUGUGCUUUGCUUCCGUCAGUUUCUCCGGUAUCAGUAUAAUGUAUAAUGCAUUUGGAUCAGUCAGUUAUGUUCUCAUUAGUAGCAUGCACAUCCUUUUUCUCCUAAUUGUUUUCACUGUUCUGUGUCAGUACAAGCCCCAAUGUUUAGGUAGUUCUCACCAUUUUAGGCCCAUUGUUCCCAUAUCCCGCCAUGAGGUCUUUAUAAUGUUCUUCCCCCAUCCUGUACAUUGGGGGUCUUCCUCUUUGCCUGGUAAAUGUUGCUAAGUGUGCUAUGUAUCUUUGUGGUAAACAUAGGUCUACUAGUCUCUUUUUGGACCCACUGAAAAGUAGAAACCUAGAAUGUGACGGUAGAUAAGAACCAUUCGGCCCAUCUAGUCUGCCCAAUUUUCUAAAUGCUUUCAUUAGUCACUGGCCUUAUCUUAUAGUUAGGAUAGCCUUAUGCCUAUUCCACGCAUGCUUAAGCUCAUUUACUGUGUUAACCUCUACAGAGGACUUACACUUCAGAUGGAAGGCUAUUCCAUGCAACCACUACCCUCUCAGUAAAGUAAUAUUUCCUGAUAUUAUUUUUAAUCCUUUGCCACCUAAGACUGUCCUCUUGCUGUGGUCGUUUUUCUUCUUUUAAAUAUAGCCUCCUCCUUUACUGUGUUGAUUCCUUUUAUGUGUUUAAAGUGACACUAUAGUCACCAGAACUACAGCUUAUUAAAUUUGUUCUGGUGAGUAGAAUCAUUACCUUCAGGCUUUUUGCUGUAAACACUGUCUUUUCAGAGAAAAUGCAGUGUUUACAUUACAGCCUAGUGAUAACUUCACUGGUCACUCCUUAGAUGGCUGUUAGAGAUCCUUCCUGGGUCAUGGCUGCCUAAAAUGCAUCCAAACAUCCAGUGUCUCCUCCCUCUGCAUGCAGACACUGAACUUUCCUCAUAGAGACUCAUUGAUUCAAUUCAUCUCUAUGAGGAGAUGCUGAUUGGCCAGGGCUGUGUUUGAAUCAUGCUGGCUCUGCCCCUGAUCUGCCUCUUUGUCAGUCUCAGCCAAUCCUAUGGAGAAGCACUGUGAUUGGAUCAAGCUUCCACUUCUGAUGAUGUCAGCAGACUGCUUGUUUUUUGUAGGCAAACAGAAUGCAGAUCUACAACUUCAGGCUUGAAUACAGUAAGAUUUUGCUAUAUUUAUGGAGACAUGAGGGGCCCAGGGGGACUAGAUGGUGGUGUUAUAGGGCCUAUAGGGUCAGGAAUACAUGUUUGUGUUCCUGAUCCUAUAGUGAUCCUUUAAAUGUUUCUAUCAUAUCCCCCCUGUCUCGUCUCUCCUCCACGGUAUACAUUUAAGAUCCUUUAACCUUUCCUUGUAAGUUUUAUCCUGCAAUCCAUGAACCAGUUUAGUAGCCCUUCUCUGAACUCUCUCUAAACUAUCUAUCCUUCUGAAGAUACGGUCUCCAAUACUGCAUACAAUACUCCAAGUGAGGUCUCACCAGUGUUCUAUACAAUGGCAUGAGCACUUCCCUCCUUCUACUGCUAAUACCUCUCCCUAAGCAUUCUGCUAACAUUUCCUGCUGCUCUAUCACAUUGUCUGACUACCUUUUAAAGGACCUCUGUAGGCAUCCAGACCACUUCAGCUUAAUGAAGUGGUCUGGGUGCCAGGUCCAGCUAGGGUUAACCAUUUUUUUGUUUUUUUUUUAUAAACAGCAAUUUCAGAGAAACUGCUAUGUUUAUAAUAGGGUUAAUUCAGCCUCCAGUGGCUGUCUCUUGACAACCGCUAGAGGCGCUUGCGUGCUUCUCACUGUGAUUUUCACAGUGUGAAGACGCCAGCGUCCAUAGGAAAGCAUUGUGAAUGCUUUCCUAUGGACUGGCUGAAUGCGUGCGCAUUCAGCCGAAGAGGAGGAGGAGGAGAGCUCCCCGCCCGGCGCUGGAGAAAGAGGCAAUUUUAACCCCUUCCUCUCCCCAGAGCCUGAGGAUGGGGGCACCCUCAGGGCACUAUAGUGGUCCUUUAAGUCAUCAGACAUAAUAACCCUUAAAUUCCUUUCCUCAGAUGUUAAAGUUAGGACUCUAUCAAAUAUUCUGUACUCUGCCCUUGGGUUUUUACUUCCAAAAUGCAUUAUCUUGCACUCAUCCACAUUAAAUGUCAGUUGCUACAACUCUGAUCAUUUUUCUAGUUUACCUAAAUCAUUUGCCGUUUGGCUUAUCCCUCCUGGAACAUCAGCCCUGUUACAUAUCUUAGUAUCAUACUUUACCAUCAAGACCUUCUGCAAUAUCACUAAUACAAAUUAUUAAAUAGAAUGGGUUCAAGUACAAAUCCCUGAGGUACCCCACUGGUGACAAGCCCAUGCUUCGAAUGUACUCUAUUAACUUCAAUCCUCUGUUGCCUGUCACUCGGCUACUGCUUUACCCAUUCUACAAUAUCGGUAUCCAAACUUAAAGAUUGCAGUUUACUGAUAAGCCUUCUAUGUGCAACAGUGUCAAAAGCCUUACUGAAAUAUUGGUAAGCAAUGUCUACUGCACCACCCUGAUCUAUUAUUUUAGUUACCCAAUCAAAGAAUCAAUAAGAUCUAGUUUGGCAUGAUCUCCCUGAAGUAAACCCAUGUUGUCUCUGAUCUUGAAAUCCAUGUGAUUUUAGAUGUUCAACAAUCCUACCCUUUAACAUGGUUUCCAUCACUUUCCCCACUACCGAAGUAAGGUGUAACGACUGCUAGUGAGGUCCAGCACACAGAACGAAGUAAUAUCUACAUAGACAGAACAGAAAAUUAAAGAACGUAAACCGGUCCUUAGAAUGCCGGACUAAUGCAUUAAAGGACCACUAUGGUGCCAGGAAAACAUACUUGUUUUCCUGGCACUAUAGUGUCCUGAGGGUGCCCCCAUCCUCAGGGACCCCUCCGCCGGGCUCUGGGGAGAGGAAGGGGUUAAACUUAUCUUUCUCCAGCGCCGGGCAGGGAGCUCUCCUCCUCCUCCUCUCCGCUUCCUCUUCGGCUGAAUGCGCAUGCGCGGCAGGAGCUGUGCUUGUAUUCAGCCAGUCUCAUAGGAAAGCAUUCAUAAUGCUUUCCUAUGGACGCUUGCGUCUUCUCACUGUGAUUUUCUCUGUGAAAAGCACGCAAGCGCCUCUAGCGGCUGUCAAGAGACAGCCACUAGAGACUGGAUUAACUCUAUUAUAAACAUAGCAGUUUCUCUGAAACUACUAUGUUUAUAAAAAAAAAGGUUAGCCCUAGCUGGACCUGGCACCCAGACCACUUCAUUAAGCUGAAGUGGUAUGGGUGUCUAUAGUGGUCCUUUAAAGACAGAGAAUUGUCAAGAAAUAGUCUGGGUCAAGGAUGCCAGUAAUAUACAAUAACAUAUAACAAGCCAAGUCAGGGAAACCAGAAAUCAGAAUAGUCAGGAAUAACGAAAACCGGACAAGAAAUCGCACUCUCAGGAACCAGGAACGAAACCACGACAGGGCAAAGAAACAAGAACUUAAGAAAUUUAAAUAUACCACCUUUGACUCUGAUUGGUCAGAGGGUGACCUCUGACCCCAGAACUUGAGUGUGCUUCGACGUCGAAGGCAUGUUCGUGUAACCCUGGGGGGGCGGAGCUAUUUAUGGUGCCAUUUUUAAUCCGGGCAGGCGGCCAGGAGAGCCUGGCGGAGCGGCUCCCGACUCGCCGUUGAGCAGGUAAGCUCAGUCCGUUGGCGUGGCCGCACUGGUGGGUGUGAUCGCGGUGAGCCGGGGGCUGUGACAUAAGGCUUACUGGCCUAUAGUUGCCCGACUCCUCCCUACUAACUUUCUUGUGAAUGGGCACAACAUUCGCUAACUUCCAAUCUCCUUUGACUACUCCUGUUAACAAUGGUUGAUUAAAUAAAUCUGUUAAUGGUUUUGCUAGUACACUACUAAGCUCUUUUAAUAAUUUUGGGUGUAUUCCAUCAUGCCCCAUUGACUUAUUUGUCUUUACUUUUGAUAGUUGAAAUAGAACCUCUUCCUCUGUAAACUCACAUGUAACAAUCUACUCUGUCAUUUUUCCUGAGGCCCCUUUCCUUCGUUUUCAUCUGUAAAUACUGAACAAAAAUAUUCAUUGAGGCUAUACCUUUAUCCUCUUCUACAUAUCUUCCUUCUUUUGUUUUUAAUCUAACUAAAACUUGUUUUACUUCUAUUUUCCCAUUUAUAUAUCUAAAAAAUGUUUUGUCCCCACCCCCCCCUUUUUUUUUUUUACUGACUGGGCAAUUUUCCCUUCUGUGUGUGAUUUGAAAGUUCAUAACUUGCUCAGCCUCUUUCUGCCUAAUCUUAUAGAUCUGUCUAUCUAUCUAUUUCUCCAGUCUGAUAAUGACUCCUUUACACAUAUUCUAAUUUUAGAAAAGUCUGUUUUUCUAAGGUCUAUAACUUUUGUUAUUGUAUGGUGCGACUCAGUCGCUGUUAUUAUAUUAAACCACACAGACUGAUGAUCACAGGAUCCUAAACUUUCACCUACAGUAAUAUCUGAUACCAAAUCUCCAUUUGUUAACAAUAAAUCUAGUAUGGCCUCUUUACGAGUUGGCUGCUCAACGACUUGUUUUAGAGACAAUCCCAGUAGGGAGUUUAGAAUAUGUGUGCUCCUGGCACAGGCAGCUAUUUUUGUUUUCCAAUUCACAUCAGGAAGAUUAAAGUCACCCAUGAUGAUAACUUCCCCCGUCAUUGUCAUUUUAGCUAUUUCCUCAACUACUAGUUUAUCUAACUGUUCUAUUUGUCCUCGGGGCCUAUAAAUCACACCUACACAAGUUACUGUGUGAUUACCAAAUUCUAACGUAACCCAAACAGACUCUAUGUUCGCCUCACUAACUAUUAUUAGGCUAGAUGGACAAAUACAUCCAAUUCUCCUUAACAAUAUUACAAAAAAAAAAGGACGGCAGUCACCAUGAGCACAGCCCCAGCUCAGCUCCCAGGAUGGCAGCCACCAUGAGCACAGCCCUCCACCUCCUCCCAGAGAGGACUCAAUUUGACCCCCUGCAGGGCACAGAAUACCAAAACAAACCAAGCGGAUGUGACGUAAAUUACCGCUAAGAUUCACGGGAGCAGGCGCUGCAUGUGACGUCACAUCCGCUGGCGAAAAACAAUUGGUCGCCCGAGCACAGUGGGGCCGACACAGGGUCUGAUGCGCAUGCGCACCGGAAACACAGCGGCUUGAAUACCUGGCGCUACGGUGUAUGUGAGCCCCAUAUACCGGAUAUACCGCCAGCACCCGGGGUAUGUGUUAUAUAUUAUACCGGGUAUAUGGCCAGCACCCGGGGUAUGUGUUAUAUAUUAUACCGGGUAUACGGCCAGCACCUGGGGUAUGUGUUAUAUAUUAUGCCGGGUAUACGGCCAGCACCCGGGGUAUGUGUUAUAUAUUAUACCGGGUAUACUUCCUGCACCCGGGGUAUUUGUUAUAUAUUAUACCUGGUAUACGGCCAGCACCCGGGGUAUUUGUUAUAUAUUAUACCUGGUAUACGGCCAGCACCCAGGGCAUGUGUUAUAUAUUAUACCGGGUAUACGGCCAGCACCCGGGGUAUUUGUUAUAUAUUAUAUCUGGUAUACGGCCAGCACCCGGGGUACGUGUUAUAUAUUAUACCGGGUAUACGGCCAGCACCCGGGGUGUGUGUUAUAUAUUAUACCGGGUAUACGGCCAGCACCCGGGGUGUGUGUUAUAUAUUAUACCGGGUAUACGGCCAGCACCCGGGGUAUGUGUUAUAUAUUAUACCUGGUAUACUUCCUGCACCCGGAGUAUGUGUUAUAUAUUAUACCGGGUAUACGGCCAGCACCUGGGGUAUUUGUUAUAUAUUAUACCGGGUAUACGGCCAGCACCCGGGGUAUGUGUUAUAUAUUAUACCGGGUAUACGGCCAGCACCCGGGGUAUGUGUUAUAUGUUAUGCCAGGUAUACGGCCAGCACCCGGGUAUGUGUUAUAUAUUAUACCGGGUAUACGGCCAGCACCGGGGUAUGUGUUAUAUAUUAUACCGGGUAUACGGCCAGCACCCGGGGUAUGUGUUAUAUAUUAUACCGGGUAUACGGCCAGCACCCGGGGUAUGUGUUAUAUAUUAUACCGGGUAUACUUCCUGCACCCGGAGUAUGUGUUAUAUAUUAUACCGGGUAUACGGCCAGCACCUGGGGUAUUUGUUAUAUAUUAUACCGGGUAUACGGCCAGCACCCGGGGUAUGUGUUAUAUAUUAUACCGGGUAUACGGCCAGCACCCGGGGUAUGUGUUAUAUAUUAUACCGGGUAUACGGCCAGCACCCGGGGUAUGUGUUAUAUAUUAUACCGGGUAUACGGCCAGCACCCGGGGUGUGUGUUAUAUAUUAUACCGGGUAUACGGCCAGCACCCGGGGUGUGUGUAUAUAUAUUAUACCGGGUAUACGGCCAGCACCCGGGGUGUUAUGUGUAUAUAUAUUAUACCGGGUAUACGGCCAGCGGCCAGCACCGGGGUAUGUGUUAUAUAUUAUACCGGGUAUACGGCCAGCACCCGGGGUAUGUGUUAUAUAUUAUACCGGGUAUACGGCCAGCACCCGGGGUAUGUGUUAUAUAUUAUACCGGGUAUACGGCCAGCCCCCGGGGUAUGUGUUAUAUAUUAUACCGGGUAUACGGCCAGCACCCGGGGUAUGUGUUAUAUAUUAUACCGGGUAUACGGCCAGCACCCGGGGUAUGUGUUAUAUAUUAUACCGGGUAUACGGCCAGCACCCGGGGUAUGUGUUAUAUGUUAUAUAUACGGCCAGCACCCGGGGUAUAUAUAUUAUACCGGGUAUACGGCCAGCACCGGGGUAUGUGUUAUAUAUUAUACCGGGUAUACGUAUGUGUUAUAUAUUAUACCGGGUAUACGGCCAGCACCGGGGUAUGUGUUAUAUAUUAUACCGGGUAUACGGCCAGCACCCGGGGUGUGUUAUAUAUUAUACCGGGUAUACGGCCAGCACCCGGGGUGUGUGUUAUAUAUUAUACCGGGUAUACGGCUAGCACCCAGGGUAUGUGUUAUAUAUUAUACCGGAUAUACGGCCAGCACCCGGUGUGUGUUAUAUAUUAUACCGGGUAUACGACCAGCACCCGGGGUGUGUGUUAUAUAUUAUACCGGGUAUACGACCAGCACCCGGGGUAUGUGUUAUAUAUUAUACUGGGUAUACGGCCAGCACCCGGGGUAUGUGUUCUAUGUUAUACCGGGUAUACAGCCAUUCAUAUAUUUUACAUUGUACACUAUGUUUUCUGUGUUAUAUGGCAGGAUUUGGUGUGUAUUCUAUAUUUUACACAUUGUGCAGUGUUAUAUAGCAAGACUUGCUGUAUUUUCUAUAUUGCACAAUAUGUGCCAGGAAUCACUGCAUAUUGUAUUGUUUUAUUUGACAGGUCUCUCUGCAUAUUCUAUAUCGUACACCAUGCAUAAUGUGUUAUGUGGCAGGACUCUCUGUAUAUUCUAUAUGGUACACGAUGCAGAGUGUGUUAGAUGGCAGUACACUUUAUUCCAUACAUUCAGAGAGUCACUGUAUAUGUGUUUGCUAGCAGAGUGUAUAUUCUAUAUGGUAUGCAAUAUAUAGCAGGGCUUUGUUUUCUGUGGUUAGAGGGCAUUGCAGUGUAUUAUACACUAAAUACACUCUGUGCUACAUGUUAUAUAUGUUUAUGUGACAGUUCUAAUUGCGUGUUCGGUAUUGGAAAGUUACAAUCUGUGUAUUUACAAUAACUCAUUUGCACGUAGAAUUCUCUAGCUGUGUUGUAUAUUUUUCAUUUCAGCUACUUUGUUUUAAACUUGCAAAAUCAUUGUACAUGUGACACAAUUCCUGGUUUAGGGAGCCACCCCAAAAGUGUAAAUACAUUCUUGUCCUGUCUCUUUUGUAGUUUUUAAACAAUCGUUCUAUUUAGUAGUUUCGGCUUCUGAGAGUGGUAGUUCAAUUUUCUGAUUUCAUUCGGAAGACCGCACAUACCUGAAAUACAGUUCCCAGAAAAUAGUGAAAUAAUGCAGCAUAACAAAGUUAAAAAAAAAAGUGUUAAAGACUAAAACAAACACAUAUCCAGCAUAAGUGACUGUAACCUACCCUUCACAAUGGUAUGAUUGUUUUUAUAUUGUCUUGGCUCCAUCAUAUUGUCUUAUUACCUCCAUUCUUAAUUUCUCAGGUCCUAAUUAUGGAUUUCUGAAAUAUGAGCAUUGUCCCGUGGAUAUAUCUCAAAUGCCAUCACCCACUUCACAACGGCCACCAAGGGCAAGGUCUCCAAGCCCAAUGCAACGACCUCCACGCAUUCAACCUCCUGCCCCAAUGCAGAUUCCACUAACCUCCACGGAGAGUAGUGUUAGAGUUUCAUCAGGGGCUCGGUUGCCAAGGCCUCCAAGGGCUGGGACUCCAGACAAAAUACCAAGACCAGCCAGAACUGAUCCCCCGGUUCCUCUGAUGCGCACUGCUGAUGUAGAUUCCCUGGACACUGUGUUGAGACCAAACAGGACUGAACCCCCAACCUCAAUUCAGAGGCCUCCUAGAACAGAACCACCACCUCCCAGAUUGGAUCUACAUUCUACCAUUCAAAGACCCUCCUGGCCAGAAUUUCCAUGUUCAUUGCAGAGGCCACCAAGAAUAAAACCUCCCCUUCCAAUGGAUAGGACACGUACAUCAGAAACUCUAGUCAUUAAGCAAAGACCUCCAAAUACUGAAAAUUCUCUGCCUCUGCAGAGACCCCCAAGGAUAAAACCACCAGCUCCCCAUGUAGAUACUCAAGCACCUUUUUACAGCACUACAAAAAGAGUCCCUUUAUCUCAGAGGCCUCCUAGAACAGAUCAUUUGUGUGCCAUUCAAAGGACUAACAUGACCGAAAAUAAAGAGGUCUCUACCAUAACUCCUUUAGAUCUACGCACCUCAAAUUCCAGUGUUCGUCACACAGGAGGAGGAAUAACCGAACUCUCCUUAAAGAACCCAGAUAGGAAAUAUGUGAGUGAUCCUGAGAUUGGCAAUGAGGAAGCCAGUCCUAAUCUUCAGUGUCCAGUAAAGAGUCUAGAUGGGUCAGCUGCAGGUGAGCAUACUGUUUGAAGUUGGCCACAUAAGUCCUCAUGUCACAGAUUUAUUGAUUUAACUAGAUGUAAUAUAAUUGCUUAUUCUUUUUCAUACAAUCAUUUAUCACAUUUGUGACUCUUGUAUUCUAAAUCUGGCAUUCAUUUUAGAAGAACCCCUGCUUCCCUCAAGGAUAGAAACGGAACCCUCUGGAGGGACACCUGUGGUUCAGCCAUCUGGCCAGCCUGAAGACACUGCUCAGAGAGACCUGUGCGAGAGUGACGAACUGGAGGAUGAUAUAGGGCUUUUUAUAGGUAGGUCCAAACCCUUGUUUUUGACAAACAUUCAUGAAACCUAUAGCAUAUGGACAUUUGUAAUCAAAAUAGGAAGUUGUUUACAGUAACCUGCAUGUGGUAGUUUGGCUUGAGCAACCCACCCAGUCCUCAAGGCACAUCAGCAGUCUAGGUUUUGUCAAUGGGCUUUAAUGUCACUUGAGGAUUUAAAGACGAUGCACACAUUGCAGACUUGUUAUUGUAAUUGUCCUCCAAUUGAAUUCUAGAAAUGGCAUGGUACUGCUACGAUCAUAAGUACUGCUGAGGUGUUUGGGAGAAGGUAGGUGUUUUGGGCGAUGAAAUAGGAUAUCAAUAGACUGGUCGAUGUGUAUCUAAAGUGUAUUCUCUUCCCUUGUACAGAGGACAAUGACUGUGAGGAUAGGGAGCAGAGGAGGAAGAAGGGAAGGAUUGCUCUGAAGAGGAAACGUGAGAACUUGCAGGGUGAAGCGGAAGCUGCUGUGUCUUCAGACUUGAAUAACUCACUAGAUCAAAGUUUAGAGGACCGAGCGAAACUGCACAACCUGACAGCAGUGAAUGUUAGAAACAUUCUGCAUGUGAGUUACCUAACGUAGCUUGGCAUUGGUAAUAUUUAGAGAUGUGUAGGUAUUCCUGGGACAGGAUGGUGUACAGUUAAAACACUAGGAAUUCCCUGUGGUGGUGGUAGACUGAUAUGUCUUGUAUUCUCAUGUUCAUUUUAUGCUUUGCUCUUGUAGGAGGUUAUCACAAAUGAGCAUGUGGUGGCAAUGAUGAAAGCUGCAAUCACAGAUACUCAAGAGUUGCCCGUCUUUGUAAGUUGCUUUCUAUGUUUCCUUCAUAAAGGAUUGUGUUUAAAUGAAUUUUACAUGGUAACUGCAUUUGUAUUUCAAUAAUACUCCUAUUAAUUGUUUUUUCUUGCUGCCACGCCUUUUCAGGAGCCAAAGAUGACACGGUCCAAGUUGAAGGAAGUGGUGGAGAAAGGAGUGGUAAGUGUUGGCUUAGGUUACAAAUUCUUUAUAAGAGGUUUGUGCAUGAUGUAAAGAAUUGUUGGUGGUUUGUGCAACUAAGCAAACAUUCUGAUCGAUUUUAAUUUCCUUAUUUUUAGUGAGACCUUACAUUUAUUUUUCCAUCCUACAGGUAAUGCCUACAUGGAAUUUGUCCCCCAUUAAGAAGGUCGGUGAGCAGAAGGUGAGUCUAGGGGAACUGUAAAAAAUAUGGUAACUUCAAAUAUUAACAAACCAAAAAAGAAAUCCAAUUAGUGAAUCUUAUCACAAUUACUGCACCCAUUUUAUCUGGGCCGUUCCCCUGUUCUUUCUCCUCUCUGGGCUUUGUAAAUGCCUUUCUUUGCCUAUUCUCUCUGCUCUAACUUUUCUUCUUAGACCUUUGAGACCAUUGAAUAUCAAGAAUCGUUCCGACAACUUGUUUCUGUUUUGUUUCUCCAGGCUCCCCAGUUUGUAGAUAUUCCACUAGAAGAGGAAGAUUCAUCAGAUGAUGAAGAAUAUUGCCCUGAAGAGGAGGAAGAGGAUGAGACGGCUGAAGAGGUCAGUGCAGAAUUGAUGCUCUAUCAUGGGGUGUCAGAUCCCGAUGUAGUGUCUGAUUGCAGUAUGUGGUCUGAGACCAUGAUGUAAUCUAGAGUAUAAGAAGUGUGUAUGAAAAUCUGGUUAUUGGAUAGUGUGACACAUAUUUAAAAUUAAAAAAUAGAACUGAAGGUCCAGUGCAAAUCAAAACACUAUUAGCGAUGAUCAAGCACAAUAUUAGCCACCUGCAAACAUGCUUGACAGGCAGCCCAUAAGUCCCUUAAUCCUGUAUUUAACGAAAAAAAAGAAAAUGGCCAGACUUCAUAAUGAAUGAAAUUAUGAUUAAAUUAGCAAAGUGAAAAUAAAUUCAUUUACUCUGUUCAUUCAAGUCAGCUUGGUAAAAUAUUGAAGCACUGGGUUGGACACUUGAACCCAUUUUGUGGAUGGGCAGCACUUCCUCAGAGACUGGAGAAUUUCUGUUCAGAAACGAAAUGCGUUGGCUUGUCCUAUCCAGUACUCCACCCACCGUUGUACUGAACCAUAUAUUCGUAUGAAGUAAUAAAUAAUUUUAAAAAUUCGAUUCUCAAUUCUUUAAUAAUCAAUUCCAGACAUUCUUGGGGAUUGAUGAAGAUAUUACAAAUUUUAGGCAACGUAAGUCUGGUGAAUAACUUGCAUGGUCUGUUCUUUAGGGUGGUAUCCUCACAAAGAUUUACAAUUAUUUUAUGUUUCCUCAGAGUCUGUUGGAGAGCGAUGUUGAGAGUACGGCAUCCUCCCCACGUGGUCAUAAACGACCUCGAGUCCAUCAUCUAUCUGAACCCACAGAAGAGGCCAUGGAUUGCAAUCCGGUAAUGUACAGAUUAGGCUUUGUCCUAUCACAUACUGGUUUACUUUUGUUAUAUGCAUCUCUGUAUCUGUUGGCCUUUCUUUCUAUAUUACGCCAAGCUCAUCAGUUGGAAACCGCCUAGUUGAUUAGUGUCCUGCAGUUGUAACUAUAGCAAGCAUCCUUUGUCACUUGUUAAUAAUUGAUGUACCGUUAUAAAUAUGGCAACCUCUGUGAAAUGACCCCUGCUACUGUCCGUAUGGCAUAGCGCAAGAGGUACUCUAGUCAAAGGUUCUGGAAGCUGUGAUCUAGUGUCUCCAAUGUAGAUUCAUCUACAACACUAAUUUGAUCAUUCUUAGUAUUCUUUAUUCCACGUUGAAUGUUAGAGGACCAUAGCCCUCUGUAAUUAUUAGGUUAUUGUGUAGGUGUAAUUCAGGGACAUUUUGGAUAGGGCAAAAGCCUUGUACAGGUCCAACAUGUUUUAAUAUUUUCCCGUAACAUACAUAGGUCAUAAAAUGACAAAUCUGUAGCUGCUAUCCAAAACUCCAUGUGUGAACAGCUUGGCAUGAAGUUUCAGAGGGGUGGGAGUAGAUCAAUAGAGACAUGCACAUUGCAUACUCUUGAAGUUGAAUGAGCAUUGUUGCUCAUCUCUAUCUGUAGUGAGGAUGGAGACGAUCUGAAGGUGCAACAUCCGGGGGCUUUUGACCUCUUCGGACAGGGCAUGAAACAGCAUAGGGAGCACAGUUAGUAUGAAUCCUCCUAGCUGCUUUGUGACUUGUGCAGUGGUUAACUGGGAGGGAACUGCGUUCAUUGAUAACCGAAACACCGCUCCUCCUUGGCUGCUUUUUGUACAUUCCUUAAUCUCCAGGGAGCCACAGGCAUAGCAAUAGGUAAUAUUACUCUUUAACCCAGUACCGCUUGCCAAGGCUCUGUUUCUACUUGCUCAUGUCAGGUAGAAGUUUUGUGCCCUUUUUAGCUGUCAAACUCCCAUAGUUUUAGUCAUUGCUCAACAGAACUGGGAAAACUUAUAAACUUAGCAUUACAUUUACCGUGAACUACCUGCCCCCCAGUAUUUUUAAUGAUAAAUAUCAGUCAUAUAUUAGUUACCUUGUUUACAUUACGAUCCAUCCUAUUAUUAAUAAACCAUCUGUCCUAAACAGCACCCCUCACACAGACUCUAAUAAUCUUGACCACUAUGAUACCUGCUGAAUAUUAAAAAUGCAGCUAUAUCCAGCAAUUUCUGAAAUACAAGUUGUGACUUUUAUAUAUUGUUCGGGCCAUAGAACCUGCAACUCUUCACACAGCUACUGCAUCUAAUGCAUCACUAUUAAUGCAGUGAGAGGACAACAUUCACAAAAUAUGUAAUAACAGCACGUUCACUUAACCAACUACUAGAGAUUCUGUUAAGUGCACAAACCUGUAGCUAGCAAUUUGUGAAUGUACCACUUCUAAGAAUGUCAGAAGUGCCAAUUACUAUGUAAUAAUUACCUUUUUUAGUAACUAGAACACAUUCCUCUCUUGUCCACAGAUUACAGAUUUUUAUUAAAAGCAUCAAUUCUUGAAAUCUUUUUGUGUCUGCAUACACCUCUCUAACAGCGAGACAAGUAUUCAUUUAGAUAGAUUUAUAAUCUAGCUGGUAGAACACUACCACCCUAAAUUUUCUUUACAUUAAUCUAUUUACUUCAAGCAUUGUAAACACCAGAGUCUGUUUUAGUUAUGUUUGUAGGAGUAUCCUACCGCUGUUCCCCAGUAAUGCAGCAGUUUGCCUCCUAUCUGGGUCACGUGCAUUAAGCUUCUGUAGAGCUGCAAAAUCUGGAUGCAAAAUCUGGAUGCCAAUCCUGCCAGUCAUUCAUUGGCUGAGAGCAUCGUUUGAGUGCUCUCAGCCAAUGAAUAACCCUCUGUGGAAAGAAUAUGCACAAAACUGACACCAGUCCUGAAAUCACCUGGUAUGAUCUCUGCAUGUGCAACGUUUCAAAAUUUAAAAGUGGCGCGUACAGACUUCAAGCACCAAGAUCACUUAAAAACACGGAAGAAGUUUGUAGUAACCUUUUUAAAAUAAUCUGUUUGUUUUAAUUGUUACUCAAUGUUUAUGUUCAGAAUUUUAGGAGUUUGCCAAAUUUGAGGCCAAUGUAGCCGAAAAUGAAAGAUUCUCCAAAUAAACAGUGUUUAGAGCUUGGCUAGUUAGGCCUUAAUUGUGCAAGUCUCUGGUGAAUUUCUGACCAUUCUCAAAUUAGUGCAUAGCCCGACUGGCAUUUGCUGAGAGCAUAUGAUGUCAGCGGCCAAUCAGACCUUGUAAUUCAAAGGAGGGAUCUGUUUAACUCCCAUAAUUCACGUUUAUGGGCAAGACAAAAUGUUUGUUUUCCCUGUUUGAUGAGUGCUGGUUAACAGAUUUGCACAUGUUAGUCAGUGUGUAUGCAAUAUAAUAGUGCAAAUACAUUUUCUGAUGAUCAAGACACUGGAAAUAUAAUAUGGAGCUGUGGGAAAGGCUGCCUCCAUAAAAAUCUAUGGAAGAGGCUUUUAAAUGGGCUCUCUAAGUGCCCUGACCAACACCGCCUGCUGUAAUUUUUAUGGUGAAAAAGUCCCCUGGCACCAAUGCCUUAUCACAAUAAUCACACUUGUUUUUUUUUUAGGUGGCGGAAAUAGUGAUAGAGCUUGGUGAACAUGUUGAGUCAGAAGUUCCAGUGAUGGGCCCUCCUCCUCCUCCUCUCAAAAUGAAAUGCAUUCAAGAUAUUACUUUUAUGGAUGAGCUACAUGCUGUAGACGAGGAAUUGAAUAGCAGCACAGUGUGCAUGGAUUCCUUCCAGGUGAGCGGGCUACCUCAUUACUUGUCCCUCAACUCUCAGGCUGACUGUCCAAAUGCUUCAUUGGUCAUUUGCAUGGUUUAUGUAUAAGUUGUAGGUAUUUUGUGUGACACUGGCAAUCUUUGUGUUCCAGACAAUCUGUCCUGACAGUCUGAUUGCUUUACGUACCCGCUCCAAGAGACCUCUGAAGAAUGUACCCAUAGGGCAGCUGGAGGCCAAGCUCAUGGCUCCAGAUAUCACACCUGAUAUGUAUGACCCUAACACUGCAGAUGACGAGGACUGGAAGAUGUGGCUAUGCAGCCUUAUGCAAGAUGACGUGGGAAACGAAGGUGUGACAGGAAAUACUUGAUCAGUGGAAUCCAUGUAAUCCAUGAUAGUGUUCCACAUCUCAAUUCUUUGGUCCCUUUACAUUCCACAUUUAUUUUUCCUCUAUACUUUUUUGAUUCCUGACAGCGGUGCUCCACAUCCCUCAUUUAUUUGUACCCAAAGAAUUCCAGCCAUUCCUCUGUUCCCUGACACUGAAGCUCCAUGUCUCCCACUCAUAAACUCCAAUGUGUGAUAAACUCUCUUCACAUUGCUUAUUUAUUCCCCAACACAUGUCUGAAACUUGAUAUUUGCAUGGUAUCUGUCCUGCACAUCCUACCAUACACUUAUAUGGUGACUCGCCAUCUAGUCUCCAAGCACUUUUCUGAUGCUCUUCAUUCCACAACCAUAUGUUCUCUAUACACUCUCUUUCGAUCUCUGAUACUCGUGCUGUACUGUACUUGAGCUAUUGAUACUUGUCCGUCCCAUAUUUCUCUUACCUCUGCUUCUAGUGCUCCAUGUCUCUCACCCAUCGGUUUUCAAAUAGGUCCUGGUUCUUGAUACUAGUGUUCUAUGGCCUUCACUUAGCAGCACUAAAGUUUGACCUUUUUGUAUCGUUCCAUAAGAGUUCUGAGCCCAUUGGCUAUUAAAACCAUGUCUGAAUGCUGGCAGUAAUUAUGGACUCAUCCCCAUAACUGUUUUUGUCAUUUAAGAUGAGGCUGAUGAUGACGAUGAUCCAGAAUACAAUAUCCUGGACGAUUUGGAUGAACCAGAUACAGAGGAUCUCCGCAAUGACAGAGCUGUGAGGAUCACAAGUGAGUGUGGUUUUGUUUAAUGAAAUGAUAGUACAAUCAGAUUAUCAGUUGCAUCGGCGUGCACUGUCCUAAGCUCAUAUAUAUAUAUAUAUAUAUAUAUAUAUAUAUAUAUAUAUAUAUAUAUAUAUAUAUAUAUAUAUAUAUACACACACACACACUUACAUACAUACAUACACUAGGCAAUGUCUAAGAUCCGUUAUCUUCUGUGUUACAGAGAAGGAAGUCAGUGAAUUGAUGGAAGAACUCUUCGAUACGGUGAGAACUCCAGAGAGACAUGCUGGACAUCUAUACAGUGUUGUCCAUCUAUGCACGGACACAUCCAAUGGAGGUAACCCUUUCUCUGCAUUUGUUUAGUUCCAGGAUGAAUUGGGCUACUCCAAUUUGGAAGAAGAGGAAGUUGAGGAUGAUGAUAGUAACCAAGGAGCUGCUCACAACCGUUCUCAUCUAGAAGAGGAAGAAGAUGAGGACAAUAAACAAGAACCCAUUCCCAACUUCAAUAUCCCUCAAGCAAUACGGUAAUUAGUUAAAAUAGUUGGAUUGCAUGCAUUUGUGAGCAGGCUUUUUAAAAAUUCUUUAACCCGUCAAUCAUCUGUGUAAGAACAACCACUUUGGUAGAAUGUAGAAUGUUCACAAUUACCCCAUUAAGAGUUUUACAAACCCGAUGUCGGGGCCUCCUUAUCUAUGGGGCAGACCAGCUAUAGACCAAGCUGUGCCUGUUUGGGAAGGGAGGUAAAUUAGUCGGGUGUUGGUUGUCUCCCCUUUCAAAUAAGCUCAGCUGAUUGGGGGAAACCAAGCAGCCCGUACACAAUGUUAUGAACAACUUUUGUCACCUUGUCAAGGUAUCAUGUCUUUUCAGAAAUUAUUUGCUGUAACUAAUAAUAUGGACAGGAGUUUUCUUUACACCAUUGAUUACUAUGCAAAAAUAUAUUCCAUCAUAAACAUGUAUAUUGAAUGGACGGACAAAACAAUGGAAACACCAUAACCCAUUAACCAUCUCCCUCCCAGCUAGAGUUGCAUUGCCGCAUGAAUAAAAUCCGCUAACUUAUCAAAAUUAUUUUUCUUUCUGGGUGCAUAGAAGUUAUGUGCAGUUACAAUAGUUUGCCACCCUUCAGCAUGUAUAUGUGAUGUGUGUCCAGGACAGCUUGGAAUCCCCACACCAAGCCCGGGGCAUACGCCUGUUAGAGAUUAUGAACCUACUUCAACACACCCACUUGUCAACAUGAAGUCUGUUCAGUUGAAUUUAACACUGGAGCCAGGCCCAAUGGACUCACAAAGUAACAGGGAAAGGGUUUUAUUAAUUUUCCAUUCUGAAAUCCAUGUGGAGUAUACCUAUAUAUCUUCUACGCAUAAAUAUCUACAUGUUGUUUCUAUCAAAACCAAAGCUAUACGCUUGACAUCCCUUCCAGUAAGUGUGUGUGUUUUGAUACAUUUUCAUGCUUUUUUCUGUUGGCACAGGUUUGAGGAGCCACUUGCUAAUAUCCUAACGGAGCAGCAUCGCACCGUGAAGGCUCAGCUUCAGUGCCUAAGGAUGAAGAAAUCUGUUUUAAAACCUCCCACACAGGACCCUGCUGAGGAUCCCAAGUCUCUCCACGCUCGCGAAUAUGAGGGCAGGCUUGUCAUUGAGCCCAAGGCUCCUGUUGUGCUGACUCUUAAUGCAGGGCAGAGGCAAAGACUUCAGCAGCAGAUGCAGCAGGUUGGUUUGAGUUAUUCAUGGAGAACAUCGCAAGAAUGACCAAUGGCACUUGUAUUUCUGCACGACAAGCAGUGGAAGCCUAUGGCAUCUGUGGUUUUGUGAUCUCUAGUCAUGCAUGCAUCUACUUGUAAACAUUAAGGUGACGUUACCUGGGAAGAUCUUUGCAGAGAUCCAAUCAGUUCUGCUUUAGCAGUUGUUACGCAAUAUGCAGUAAUUUCAGAAAUUAAAAUACUAGUAGUCCUGAACUGAUGGGUAAUAAACCAUUCUCUGUUGCAGCACGUCCAGCUUCUGACCCAGCUAAAUUUGCUUUCGAGUAAAAACCCUGGACUAAGCUUUGAGACCGACACUACUCGCUUGUUUCUGGUAAGACUGUCAUUCUCAGCCAAUUAUCUUUCUUUUAUUAUGAUGUCUUAUCGUGGCGCCCUCAUGUGUAUGAUGAGACCCUUUACUUCCUAUUAACUUUGUGUUAUAUUUAUUUAUUUUUUGCCCAGGUUGAACUUUCUAGUUUUGCUGAAAAUUCUGUCCUAACCCAUCGGCCAAAGAACCCUGAUUUUCAAAGUAUGUUUCAAGCAAGUAACCUAAGAGAUGCAAUGCAACUGCACUCCAAUUUUCACACUCAGGUUCCAGAGAACAUUGAGCCUCCCAAGCUGAUAAGAAAAAACGGUAUGGAUUCUGCAGAAACUAAAUAUAUAUACCAUUACUAACGAAAUCAAUGUUCAGCCUGUCAGUGGCUUAGGGUGGGGUUACACAUUGUAUUAUGUUAAUUGAUCUCUGUACUCUUUAGUGGGUAAAGUACAGUGAGCCCAAAAGGAAUUAACUGUUUGUACACACACAGUCAUUAAAGGGACACUGUAGGCACCCAUACCACUUCAGCUCAUUGAGGUGGUCUGGGUGCAGUGACCCUUUUGCAUUUAGUGCUGCAAUGUAAACAUUUCAGUUCAAGAGAACUGCAAUGUUUACAUUGCAGUACUAAGUCUGCCCUCAGUGGCUGUCUACCAGACAGCCACUGUGGUCGCUUCCGGAAUCCAAAGGGACUUUUUGUCCAUUAUCCAGCGUCAGAUUUUCCCCAUAGGAAAGGAUUGAAUAAUGUUUUUCUAUGGGGAGGUUUAAUGCGGGCAUGGCCAUUGCCGUGCAUGUUCAUUAGGUCUCCCUGCCAGCUGACGUUGUCGGGAGAGGAGCAUGGGCAGAGCCUGACCCAGCGCCGAGGAACAUCGGGGGGGAGGGGGAGAGACACCCUAUUAACCCUAUAGUGUCAGGAAAACUGCUUUGUUUUCCUUGCACUAUAGGAUCCCUUUAAGGAAAAUACUUGAUUGACUUUUUUUUUUCUUUUUCUUUUCUUGCAGGCAGUGAAAUUCCCAGCCUUCCUACAGACAUUGCCUGGAUUCUGGCCACACAGCCUGUUUUCAUGUACCCGGAACUCCUGCCUACAUGUGGCCUGAAAGUCAGAGGACCUCGCGAUAAAGUGUAUUUUACCAAGGGUGAAGACAGGUAUGUUUAGAAAUAAUAAACGUUUUUUUACAAUGAUUGCAAUGCUUUAUCUUUCUCUAAAUUACCUGUGAGAGUGUAACGUGAUUAUGUGUUUCUUAUUCAACUGUACAGUGUGUGCUUGUGAAACUCCGUGAUCAGCCAAAAAUUAAAACCACUAAUGGGUGAAGCGAAUAACAUUGAUAAUAUUGUUACAAUAGCACCUGUCAAGGGAUGGGAUAUGGUUGAGAUUAGAUGCAUGUGCAUAGUUUUCUUGGGGAAAAGAUGGCAGCAGGAUGCCCUAUGGGACGAAAGCAGGUAGGCAAAGGCAGUGUUAUGUUCUUCUGGAAAAUCUUGGGUCCUGGCAUUCAUGUGGAUGUUACUUUGACACGCAUCGCUUACCUAGAGACCAUGUCCUUCAUGGCAAUGCUGUUGCCUGAGAACAGUGACCUCUUUCAGCAAGAUAAUGCACCCUGCCACACUGCAAAAAUUGCUAAGUAUGGUUUGAGGAACAUAAGAAAGAGUUCAAAGUGUUGCCAUGAUCUCCAAAUUCCACAGAUCUUAAUCUGACUGAUCACCUGUGGGAUGUGCUGCAGCAACAAAUCAGAUCCAUGCAGUCACCACCUCGCAAUUUGCAGGACUUAAAGGAUCUACUGCUAAUGUCUUGGUGCCAGAUACCACAGGACGCGUUCAAAGGUCCUGUCGACUCCAUGCCUCAAUUCAUCAGAGCUGUUUUGGUAGCACGAUGCGGGACCUACACAAUAUUAGGAAGGUUGUUUUAAUUCCCCUGUCUUUCAUAGGAUGAAAAAAACAUUUUAUUCUGUUCUCACAUAAAAAAACAGAUUAAUGGACCACUAUAGGCACCUAGACCACUUCAGCUCAAUGAAGUGGUCUGGGUGCCAGGUCCCUCUAGUUUUAAGUAUUACAAAGAAAAAAACCAAAAGGAAAAAAACAAAUAUGGUGCAAAACAAUAAGCACAAGCAGGGGGUGAGAGGUGGUAGAAAACUCACUAGAUAGUAGUAAAUUCCUCAUUAUUAGGGUAAUUGUCUAAAUGCAGGGAAUCUUACAGUCAUAGAAAUCUUGGUAUAGAAGUAUUUUCUUGAGUAGCUCAAAAUAUAAGGAGAGAAAAGUGAAAGUGCAGACUAUAUAAAAAUAUAACAAAUUUAUUUUACAAGUAGCACUUACAAUGUGUCAAGACAAAUACUUUCUAGUGCGUUUUCUACCACCCCUCACCCCCAUGCUUGUGCUUAUUAUAUUGCACCAUAUUUGUUGUUUUUUCCACCAGAUAUACGGUGCUUAUGGUAGAUUCUAACGACUACUAUACAGUUUGUACCACUUGUUAUCACUUCUGGUGAUUUUACACACAUUUUUUUCUUUGUAAUACUUGUAACAUUGAGUGUCUCUAGGGAACAAUUUAACCUAAGGUGUCUUGUGUGUCUCAGAGCAUAUAGUGAUCAUUUUUUGUGUUUUUUUACCCUCUAGUUUUAACCCUGCAGCUAUAAACAUAGCAGUUUCAGAGAAAAUGUUAUGUUUACACUGAGGGUUAAUCCAGCCUCUAGUGGCGGUCUCCCUGACAGCCGUUAGAGGCCGCUUCUGUGAUUCUCAAAAAUCACAGUGAGAUGACACUGACAUCCAUAGGAAAGUGUUGAGUAAUGCUUUCCUAUGGGCGGUUUGAAUGCGCUUGCGGCUCUGGCCGUGCAUGCACAUUCAGCACUAACGUUGGCGGGAGGAGGAGAGUUCCCCGGCGCUGGAGAGAGGUACGUGGCUAAAGGGGUUUUAAUCCCUUCAGCCCAACGGGAGGCGGGCUAUGAAGGUGGGGGGGACCUAUGGACAUUUUUUUUUUUGGGGGGGGGGUAAUAUUAUACAUCAUAUUUUUGCAAUGCCUUCCUAAUUGGAUUUGUCUUAAGCAUAGAGACAGAGCUCAGCCAAUGAGAGAUUGAGUUGCAAAAUUAAGUUCUCCCCACAGCCAUAAAUAAUCGUGGCAGGGUUUAACAUUUGAAGUCUAUGCUACUAACCAGCCUUAAUAGUUACUCAGGACUGAAAAGCAUAGCGGUGAUUGUGCUAUUGCCAGGGAUACAUUUUCACUCACAAAUGGCUAUUGGCAAGUGUAAAUUUUGAGCAUGGCUUAUGAGCUUAAAGGAGUUGGUAAUAAGAGUAUAAUGCUUGGCUGUGAGGUGGAGUCAUGUCAGCUCAUGCUGAUCUCUCAUUGGCUGAACUGAGUAAAUGCGCUGCAUAUUUCAGGACAAUGUUUUCUUAAAAAAAAAAAAAAAAAACCAGGGGGUGUAGCCAGUGUAGGGGUUAAGCUGGAAAAAUAUGAAAAUUUCUAUAGUAAAUUAAAGCAAAAUAAAAACAUUUGAAUAUAUCAAGAUACACAGCAUGAUUUUGAUUCUGAAAACCUCUUACAUACACUUAGAUGUGUUGGUACCCUUAGUAUCCAUUUAAGAUUAUUGUGACUGUAUUUUCUGCAAUGAAUGUAAUGUGUGGGUUUUUUUUUUUUUUUUUUAGUUUGCUGGCCCUGGGACUUAAGCAUUUUGAUGGAAUGGAGUUUUAUAAAACUCUUAUCAGCAAGUAUCUUAUUCCGGCAAAGACUUCCCAGCAGCUGAAUGCCCACAUUAAAAAUGUCACCAUGCAGAAGAGUCAAGACAAUAUCAUAAAGGUAAGCCACCUACUAUAUAGCAAGGAGGGCAAAUUAUGUAUAGCAUGGGGAGGUGUGCUGUGAUUGUCUUACAAUAGUUAGUGUGGGUGAUGGUAUAUUUGUAUUCAGUAUGGUAGGGAUGAGUGGCUAUGUUUGGUGUGCAGCUGCAAAAGGGGGGCUGGCUUUGCAUGCUGUGUGAGUCUGUUCUUCAUAGUUAGACUAGACGGGUGAAGGACAGUGUGGUUGGAGGAGAGGAGUUUGGCUACAUUGAAGCUGUGUAUUGCAUAGUGGUGGGUGUGUGGAUAAUCUGGUUACAGGGGAGGGUGGAUAUGAAGGGUAGGACCCUCUGUGGAGGGUAAUUGAUUCUGGGAGCCCUGUUGAACGACACUCUAAUGAAAUUAUUGACCUUGUAGAAAUUUGGGUGAACUGCAGCAUGAUGACUCUCCGGAAACGGCAAUGGGUGUGCAGCAAGACCGAAUAGGGAAAGGGAAUAUGCGCUGUAAGACCCACUGAUUGGGUGGGGUUGGAGAACUAAUGCCAGAAUCUAUUAUGCUUCAUGUGGACAAUUUUGUAUGUUUUCUUGGUCAGUAUUUCAAGAGGAACAAAUCACUGCCUGAUCUUGUGAAAUGCUGUGAUAUUAUCCAGGCAUACGAUGGCAAACCGCCAGUGGACAGAGAGAAGCACAGACUGCCGUUCUGGCUGAAGGUAAGAGGAGCACGUGAAAUGCCUGGAUUUAUUUUAGCUGCAUCUAGAUUUACCUAUUCACAAUUAAGGUGGCUGCCUUGCCUUCAGUAUGCUAGAAUCAUACGUAACCUUUGCUUAAACCUGCAUAUUGAUACAGAGGAGCACAGAACAGGCUUCCGUUGAGACCCUGGUAGGGUUUACAAACGUUGGAUAUUUUAGGGAGACUGCCAGUAGUUUGGAGAGGUCAGAGGAUAGACCAGGAUUUUAGGAAGAAUGAAGCAGGAAGAAUAACUAUACUAACAAGAAAUGUAAUAAUUGCAAAAACAUACUAAGAUCGUUUGUGUUGUUACUAAGAAUCUGUUAUGUAAUCGAUGCAGUAAUGAUUCCCGUACACUGUGGCAGUGACCUCACCAGUUAAUGUAUUUUGGUUUCCAUGUAGCGUCCAGGUUGUAGGAGAGAGGGAAUGGUUAUGAUGAGUCUCUGAUGAGUGUUUAUGUGCUUUAGUUUUAAAAGUUGGUUCAUAUCUCAGACAUGUAAACUCAAAUGGAAACCGUCACAUUUUUAACAUUGCACCAUUGAAUAAAACCUAGAAAUCACCUGUAACUCGUGGUAAUCUCUUUUUUUGGUUGAUACUAUAUUAUACUAAAUAUUUAGCAGUUGACAUUGCAAUCCAGCUCAUUUCAGGCACCACUAAUCUGUCUGCCAGAUGCAAAGAGCACAGUUUAUAACAAUGAAUGACAGGGAGCAAAGAUGUAAUUGCACAAGUCUAGGUUAAAAGGAAAUAGACCCGUGCUAAUAAUUCCUAUUUCAUUUUCAGUCUUCACAAACUAAUAUUUCAAAAAUAUAAUUACUGAAUAACAAAAAAUUUAUAAAUAUAGGAAUGUGUUCAGAAAAAAUUAGUUCCUCUAAGUUUCAGAUGCUUAGAAUGUUUGAAAUAGAGUGUUGGGAUAAAUUAGUUUAUAUUUUUUUUAAACAUUUUCUUCUACUCUAGGCCAGCAUGACCAGCAUUGAGAAAGAAAUGAAAAAAAUAGAUAAAGAUUCACAGAUAUCGGGAACCGAGAGACUAACCACCAAAUACCCUCUGGUAGCACCUCCAGAGCUCCAGCUCACACUCAAACCUCUACCGUCACGAUUUGUCCGCAGAUUCUUGCGACAGAGGAAACCCAAUUUGAAGCCACUUCUUAUCCGACCUACUAGCAGCACAAACAACAACAACAACACUCCAAAUAAGCCAUUACUCAAACAAGCCUCUGACAUGCAGCCCUUGCCCAUCACAAUAUUGGGUCAGAUGCCUUCUCUUAAUCAAUCCACCAGACCUGUUCAGGGCAUUGUAGGAGUAAAUUCUGUAUGUGUGCCUUCUGAUAUUACAAACUCCAUCGUAUCUUCUGCUCCACUCAUUCAUUCUGCUCCUGUCAUAUUUACUGUUCCUAAUGGAGCAUUAAAGCUGGUAAGUCUUGGUACAUCCUGUGGUUUGAUACAGUCAAUUGGUACCAGACCAGGCAUUCCAGUCACUACAGUUCUUCUGAAUCCCUCCUCUGUAAAACAAACACUAAUUACUUCGCCCUUUAAUCAGACACUUUUUGACAUGUCCCCAGGGCUUCAUGAGGGCCAAAGUGGUGUGAAUUUGGAGACUGUCUUAUCAGACCCAGGGAAGAUCAAAAAGGAACAUGAUUGGGGCUGUGUGUCCAUCAACAUAAAACACGAAGGUUCUUCUGUAAGUGAAGAGGGGAACCAUGGAGAACCAAAUGCAGGAGAGCAGCAGGAAAACUGUGUCCAGUCAUGCUCUCCUGUGGCUGAGAAAUUAAAAUGUGAUACAGAAGAUAGGAAAGAUUGUUUACUAGACAGCAAACCGUUGCACAUAGGUUAUUGUUCUGAUAAUUCAGUACUCCCCGAUUUAUCCUCAAAUGACUGUAAACCUGAGAUGGAAUCUAAAGAUAAAGCUGUACAGAUUUCUCUAAUGGUGGAGUUGCACAGUCUUCAGGAGUCGGAUAUUAAAAAGGAGGAACAGGAAGAGUUUGAUGUAGGGACGUCUGACUCAUCCAGUAUCCACAUUGUAAAAAUAGAGCAAGAAUGCCCUCCAGAUGAAGGGAAUUCUGCAGAGGCUGCAAAUAUUUCUCAAACUCUGGUACUGCGAAGUCCUCCAUAUCCAGAGAUUAAAAAAGAUGAGGAUCAGUGGGAUGUGGGUAUUUGUGAUUCAUCAAGUAGUCAACUUAUAAAGACAGAGCCAGCGGAUGCCCCAAUGUCCGACCCUCCUGCAGAGCCAGCGGAUGCCCCAAUGUCCGACCCUCCUGCAGAGCCAGCGGAUGCCCCAAUGUCCGACCCUCCUGCAGAGCCAGCGGGUGCCCCAAUGUCCGACCCUCCUGCAGAGCCAGCGGAUGCCCCAAUGUCCGACCCUCCUGCAGAGCCAGUGGAUGCCCCAAUGUCCGACCCUCCUGCAGAGCUAGCGGAUGCCCCAAUGUCCGACCCACCUGCAGAGCCAGCGGAUGCCCCAAUGUCGGACCCACCUGCAGAGCCAGCGGAUGCCCCAAUGUCGGACCCACCUGCAAAGCCAGCGGAUUCCCAAAUGUCCUACCCUUCUGCAGAGCCAGCUGCUGCCCCGGUCCCUGACCCUCCUGCAGAGCCAGCGGCUGCCCCGGUCCCUGACCCUCCUGCAGAGCCAGCGGUUGCCCCGGUCCCUGACCCUCCUGCAGAGCCAGCGGUUGCCCCAGUCCCUGACCCUCCUGCAGAGCCAGCGGCUGCCUCGGUCCCUGACCCUCCUGCAGAGCCAGCGGCUGCCUCGGUCCCUGACCCUCCUGCAGAGCCAGCGGCUGCCUCGGUCCCUGACCCUCCUGCAGAGCCAGCAGCUGCCCCGGUCCCUGACCCUCCUGCAGAGCCAGCGGCUGCCCCGGUCCCUGACCCUCCUGCAGAGCCAGCGGCUGCCCCGGUCCCUGACCCUCCUGCAGAGCCAGCGGCUGCCCCGGUCCCUGACCCUCCUGCAGAGCCAGCGCCUGCCCCGGUACCUGACCCUCCUGCAGUGCCAGCGGCUGCCCCGGACCCUGACCCUCCUGCAGAGCCAGCGGCUCCCCCGGUCACUGACCCUCCUUCAGAGCCAGCGGCUGCCCCGAUCACUGACCCUCCUGCAGAGCCAGCGGCUGCUCCGGUCCCUGACCCUCCUGCAGAGCCAGCGGCUGCUCCGGUCCCUGACCCUCCUGCAGAGCCAGCGGCUGCUCCGGUCCCUGACCCUCCUGCAGAGCCAGCGGCUGCUCCGGUCCCUGACCCUCCUGCAGAGCCAGCAGCUGCUCCGGCCCCUGACUCUCCUGCAGAGCCAGCGUGUGCCCCGGUCUCUGACCCUCCUACAGAGCCAGCGUGUGCCCCAGUCUCUGACCCUCCUGCAAAACCAGUGUGUGCCCCGGUCUCUGACCUUCCUGCAGAGCCAGCAGAUGCCGCAAUGUCCGACCCUCCUGCAGAGCCAGCGAGUGCCCGCAAUGGCGCAAUGUCCGACCCUCCUGCAGAGCCGGCAGAUGGCGCAAUGUCCGACCCUCCUGCAGAGCCGGCAGAUGGCGCAAUGUCCGACCCUCCUGCAGAGCCGGCAGAUGGCGCAAUGUCCGACCCUCCUGCAGAGCCGGCAGAUGGCGCAAUGUCCGACCCUCCUGCAGAGCCGGCAGAUGGCGCAAUGUCCGACCCUCCUGCAGAGCCGGCAGAUGGCGCAAUGUCCGACCCUCCUGCAGAGCCGGCAGAUGGCGCAAUGUCCGACCCUCCUGCAGAGCCGGCAGAUGGCGCAAUGUCCGACCCUCCUGCAGAGCCGGCAGAUGGCGCAAUGUCCGACCCUCCUGCAGAGCCGGCAGAUGGCGCAAUGUCCGACCCUCCUGCAGAGCCGGCAGAUGGCGCAAUGUCCGACCCUCCUGCAGAGCCGGCAGAUGGCGCAAUGUCCGACCCUCCUGCAGAGCCGGCAGAUGGCGCAAUGUCCGACCCUCCUGCAGAGCCGGCAGAUGCUUUAGGGCCUGAUAUACAAGACUCAAACACCGAGAGGAGAAAUGAACGGUAUCCUCUUCUGAAGGAAAAGGAAGAUGUUCUAAAUGAGACUCAAGGUCAGGAUUCCGCUGGUCAGGGAGAGUCCCCUCAAAAUACACCACCCUGUAUGGAUGGUGAUGUAGACAUGAGCAGUCCAUCUGAAAUGCCCCAAGACCCCUCAAGUCCCCUGGGUCAGCAGGAUGGGAGCAAUGAAAAAGACCUACCAGAAGAGGAGGAGGAGGAAGAUUUUGACGACUUAACGCAGGAUGAAGAUGAAGAAGAAAUGUCUUCUGCUUCAGAGGAAUCUGUGCUCUCUGUUCCUGAGCUGCAGGUAUAAUUUAUUUUAUUUUUUUAGUUUUAUAUAGAUAAUGCAUUAACGCACAAUAAUGCAAAAAAUACAUUGAAAAGGUGAUACAACACAGUUUAGAGAUGCUUUGUGCAGCUACAAGCAGACUCCUUUCUGACCUGAAAGAUACUCUCCAGUCUAUAGUAUCUCAUUCUGGUCUGUGGGAUCUGGUCUUAUACCAUAUACUAUGAGUAGUUUGCACACUCCAACUCUAGGCUCAGUAUCUCUGAAGAUGAUCACCUUCGAAAAGGGGAGAGUUCUUGGACAGGUUCCUUGCACCUUAACCACUUAAACUACUUGAAGGGUGCUUAGAGCAGUGUUAAUUUUGUUGACUGAAACAAAAACAAUUCAGAUAACUAAAAUACGACUAAAACUAAAAUGGCUUUUUAGUCAGAAGACUAUGACCAAAACUAAAUUGAAAUUUACCAACAAAAUUAACACUUGCUUAGAGCGAUCACUUAAUAUUUCAGAUGGUGUUGGUACAUUAAUGUGAAAUUGUGAGUACUACAGGUUACAUUUCCCAACAUAAUCUGGGUUAAUUGAUAGGAAUUCCAGUGAAUUUCAUAUUUUUAAGCUUGAAAAGUGAACUGGAAGAGUUCUCAAAGUCUGCUAUGGUUCCAGUCCAGCUACUUUGACCUUAAAUUUGAAAUCUACUUUGAAUUCCUGGCAUUUUUCAUUGUAGUAAAUGAUUUUUAUUGGGGCUUACUUUCAGGUCACAGAGAUCUUUUUUUCAAAUAUUUGUGGCUUUUGACUUGUUAAAAAGGAAUAUGCCCCAGAAUUAACGUAAUAAAUACAUGCAUAAAUUCAGCACUAGCAUGAAUUAAUAUAUCCAUUUAUGACACAUGAAGUAUAUUUAGGAUACCGUAUCUGUGUUUACCAUGUGUAUUCAGCCCACCAGAGCAAAGAGCAUGGUGGGUAACUGUUAUGGUUUCUUAUUCCAUGGGGACAGGAGACCAUGGAGAAACUGACGUGGCUGGCAUCAGAGAGGCGAUUAAGUCAGGAGGGAGACUCUGAAGAGAACUCUCAGGAGGAGAACUCCGAGCCAGAGGAUGAAGAGGAGGAGGUAGAAGGGGCGGAGAGCUCCACAAGGAAAGAGGAAGAAAUGACUGAUGAGGUGACUGCCGAGAGCACCACACCUGCACCCACUCAUCCCCACAUUCCUUCUCCUGUUCCCAUGGAAAGCUCUGCAGCCCCAGCAGGUGAGCUCUACAGCCAAAGCUGCACAUGAGAUUUACAUUGUGUGUGAGUAUGCAGUAUUCGGUUUUAAUAUUGUGCUUCAUGUAUGGGACAUGCAUGUGUGUACAGUCGGCUAUGUUCUUCUUUGGGGCAUGUGUAAGUACUGGGAAAUGUUAUAGAUGAGACAUGCAUGUGUGAUAGUCAGCUGCGUUAUUUAUUAAAUAUGAAUCGGAGUGUGAAUAGUUGGCUGUUUUUUAAUUGCUAAUCUUAUAAUUUUUAUAAUGACCUGUGAGAGUAACUUGUUUACUGAAUUAAGUACACAACAAGCUUGUUUUGGUUGGGUUAUGUAUACAUCAGUGUAUAUACACAGGGGGCUUGUAAGUGGUAUCCAUUAAUGGCUGACGUUUGGUUAUGUUUUUUUUCAGGUGAAGUGCGUAAAGGAGUAAGUAAGGGGAGGACGGUUCACAGAGUAAGGAGCAGGCGGGGUCGUGCGCGUACCAGUAAAGAUGCGUCCAAACUUCUCCAUCUGUACGAUGAGAAUAUCCUGCUAAAAGAUCCCCUUAGGGAACAUAAGGAUAUGGCAUUUGCAAAGGAGUAUCUGAACAGGGUGAGAGGAAUGGACUUAUUAUAUAUUGUCAGGGAAUUUGAACUGGGUUCGGGUAGAGCCUUAUGAACAUGUACCUUGGAUUAAUUUUAAAAAGCAGUAGAUGGAAAGGACUUAUUACAGAGAAUCAACUUUAUAAUAAGUGGCAGGUCAUUUUAUGAAUAGGGAGAUAACAGCCUUUUUACUGAGUGCUAGGAGAUAAUCUAAACAUACACAGGGUUAAUCACUAAAGUAAUAAUUCAAAGUGAGUUUUAAAUUUAAAGGGGUCACCGCACACCCCUAAAGCACUUUAGCUUGCUGGAAAAAAAAGGAGUGUCUGCCUUUUUUUUUUUUUAAAUAAAAAGAGCAGGUAUUGAUAGAAAUUGACACUUUAAUAAAGAGCAGAGAUUGAUAGAAAUUGACACUUUAAUAAAUUAACUUACACCCCCUGGGUGACAAUCAGACCGCCAGUCAUGUUACUGUCUGGUUGUUUAGCUCAGUAUAGCUACGCUAAAGAGGCAGCAAUUGCUCAGAGUACUUGCCUUGCAUUGGGAAACCUGUGAUUGGACAGCCACAGAAAUGCAAGAAAGUUUUCAGUGAGGGUAUAUCUACUAAACUGUGAUUGUUUAAUAUUUAUUUAGAUAGUGUAGUGUCUUUUCACAGGGAAAAGUAGCCAAAAUGGAAUGGUUCUCUAAGUCAGCUAUAUUUCUAGUUGGGCUUAUUUUUUGCCUUAAAUCUGACAUUUCUUUGAAUUCUCAUUGUAGUGGCUAACACUGACCCAGAGGAAUGGCUGUAUAAUAUAUUCCCAGGGAAUAAUUUGAACAGGGAGAACGGAAGGCCUUAUAAUGGAUUACAGAUAAAUGAUCAGAACAAGGGAAAAGGAGGGGCCUUAUGGAUUGCAAGGAAGGGUAGUAGAAAGGCCUUAUCGAGGAUAGCUAGACAAUAACCUGAAAGAGGGAAAACGAGAGGGCCUUGGGAUAGAUGCUGAACAGGGUGCAUUACCCAGUGGGUAAAGCCAUGCAUUUAUCUCAUCAUGUGCAGGUACGAGAAGCACUCAAGGUCGUGCCUGGUAAAUAUGAGCAGUUCUUGCACUUAAUCUAUCAGUUUGAGACCAACAAAGAUACUAGGACAGCAGUGGACCUAUAUGAAAACCUAAGGGAAAUUCUCUGUGAUUGGCCCCAACUGCUAAAAGAUUUUGCUGCUUUCUUAUUACCAGAGCAAGCGCUGGAGUGUGGGCUGGUGAGUUUUUGACCAAAAGCAUGUUACCUGCUGCUUUCUCUGUCCUCUGCCCACACUUGUUUAUCCGAUCUGGCCAAUGCUUAUUUCUUCCCAAAGCUACAAAUACACUAGGCAUGCUGCUGAUUUUGCCAUGCAUGUAUAUUGGCCACUUAGACAUUCCACUCAAGCUAACCCCUUGUAUAUUUUUGUACGGGGCUUUACAAAUCCAAGGAUACACAGAAAUGGGCACUUAAGAUAUGUAUAAGUGUGUGAAUGACUAGUUAUUUCUGUUUGUAUGUGUUGCUAAUAAGGUGGUGUGUGUGUGUGUUUAGCAGGUUAGGUAUGGUUGUGAUUGUGUUUUUAAGUUAUUGUAGUUAACUAAGCUCGUGCUAUUAAAGUACUUCCUAUGUUCCUGGGAAACUGUUAGUAGCCCUUGUUAAAAACCCUCUGUAGAAAUUGGUAUUAAGAUGUUGCAUACAUUGUUCAUUUAAGAUGAUACAAAUGUAUUUUGGAUUGAGAACAUCUGUCUCUUUCAUCAGUUUCAAGAGCAGCAAGCCUUCGAGAAAAGUCGCAAGUUUCUUCGACAGUUGGAGAUUUGCUUCCUGGAAAACCCAGCUCAGCAUCAGAAGAUCAUUAAACUGCUUCAGAGUUUUGCAGAAUGUCCCCUCCAGGAGAUUAGCAAGGUUGGUAUCCCAUUUCCUGCUCAGCUAAGAUCUCCCCUUGAUGGAUCACAUCCUUCUUGCGCAAAUAGCAUCUUCAACUGACUGUCCACUGAUAUUUUACGCUUUUUAAAAGUUUCCUUGACUAGCCUAGUUUUUCUUCUUCCUGACAACCCACAUAUUUUUGCCCUGUUAAUGUAUCCUGCAGACCCAGUUUCUCCUUGGCAUGUCAGAUUCUCCAAGAUAGUCCCACUUUUUUUUUUUUCUUCUUGCUUUUAUGGUUUACAGCAGCGUUUCUCAAACCUUUACGGAAAGGCCCCCUGCAGGUCUAAAAAAAAAAUUCCUAAGAACCCCUGCAUUAAGAAAGUCAAUACUAUGGGGUCAGAAAUACAAAUGUGUGUUCCUGACCUUGUAGUGUUAAAAAUGUAGUUGAAGCCCCUUGCCCCUGAUACGCCUCCUUGGUUGACAUCAUCAGAAAUUGUUUUAGCCAAUCCAAUGCAUUCCCAUAGGAAAUACCCUGGCCAAUCAGCAUCUCCUCGUAGAGAUGCAUUGAAUUAAUUUAAAGGUCAGCUUCUCCAUGCAGAGCUGGGAGACGCUGAACAUCAGUGCUGCGCAGCACUGACCCUGCAAGCACCUCUAGUGGCCGUAUGAGUGACCACAACUGCAGGUGUCCCUAGGCUGUAAUGUGUUUACAUGAAAAUGCCUGCAGUGAUUGACUAUACUCACCAGAACAACUACAUUAAGCUGUAGUUGUUAUGGUGACUAUAGUGUCCCUUUAACCCCUUAAGGACACAUGACAUGUGUGACAUGUCUUGAUUCCCUUUUAUUCCAGAAGUUUAGUCCUUAAUGGGUUAAAUUUAAAAUAAAAUGUGUAGACUCUGAUAUGUAUAUUAAAUUUUAUAUUUUUAUGGUAAACAUGACAUCAUGUGAAUAUUGUGUACCUAAGAAGCAAUGUAUGAAGUAUUAAUCUGAAGUAUGUCACAAAAUGAAAGUAUAAUACAUACUUAAUAGUGACACACAGAGGACACUGACACAUACACACAUUUACACACAGGAAACUGACACUUAAUGACACACACAGGAAACCGACAGACAUAGUCACUGAUUUGACACACACCUAAUGAUACAUUAAUUGACAGACAUACACUGAUUUUGAAAAACAGACAUUCACUUACACACAUUCAAAUUAUUUUUUAAAAUUAUUUUUAUUUAAGCCCAUCCAGUCUCCAUACUUUUGAGAGAACUGGAGGGGAUCCUUUACCCUGGGUCCAGUGUGGGGCUAGCAUAAUCUUCAUGCUCUUCCAGCAUUGCUCCUUCGCAUGCUGUUUAGUGAUACCAGGGCUGGGGUCAUGUCAUAACCGUCUCUUGGCAUCACCGCGGGGCGUGAGGGAGCAUUGCUGGUAGAACACAACACUCCUUCACCGCCUGCCUUCAUUCAACCCUCCAGACAUGGCACAUAUGGGGAGAGUAGGUACCUGGCAUCCAAAUAAGAUGGUCCCUUCUUUGCCUUGAUGCAUAUCCAGCCUCUUCCUGGCAUACCCUCUGGAGUUAAUGUACCACAAGUUAAGAACCUGUGGUUUACAGUGUGUUUUCCAUUUGCAGCUAAAGGCUCAGAUGUGGCAACUUUUGAAAGGCCACCAUCAUUUGCAAGAGGAGUUUUCUCUGUUUUUUGACCACCUCAGACCUCCAGCAAGCCGAAUGGGAGAGUUUGAAGUUUUGAACUGGACUGAAGACAAAGAUUACAAAGUUAGUAUGUGUUGGUGGGUUAAGCAAUGAGAAAUGGGGGGGGAGGGGGUUGAAGAAAUAAUUGUGUGAGGGGGAGAAAGGGCUUUGUAGAAAGGGCUAUUAGAACCUGUGAGACUGGUGUAUCGGAGUAGAGGAUUUAGUGAAGAAUAGGUGGCAGUGGAAGUUAUUGGGAGAUGCAGAUGGAUGUGUGAAAGAUAGUUAUCGUAGAAGAUGAAGUCAUGUCACGUUCUAAAUCAGGAGUGCCCAAAAGGUAGCUCCCCAGAUGUUGUUGAACUGCAAUUCCCAUGAUGCUUUGUAUACCGUUGGAAUGCUUUUAGAAUGGCAAAGCAUCGUGGAAGCUGUGGUUUUUAAAACAUCUGUGGAUCUGCCUUUUGGGCACCUCUGUUCUAGAUGGUGCUGAUUUAACAUUGCAAACAUACAUUUUUUUGUUGUUGCGUAGUUUGAUGGUUUUGAAGAGGUUUCAUUGCCAGACAUUGAGGAAGAGGAAGAAGGGAGUAAGGUUCAACCACCUCAGAGGAGCAAGAGGAAGAAGGAUGUCAACCACGUACAGGUAAGCAUGCAAAAGUCUGCACUCAUCUUAACCAGCUACAGCCAAAUAGCGGUCUGACUUCCUUACUGACCUGUAACGUUUAUCUGUUUCUCUGUCUUUGUGUGCUUUGACUUUAUCACUCUUUCUGUGUUUGAGUGCCAUGCCUCUGUAGCAAUCUCCGUGUUCAUUGAGUUUAUAGUUAUCUCUCUUUGUGUGUCUUUUUUCUAUGGCUGUGUGUCUUGUUGUAUAGCUGUCUUUGUGUGUACUUUAGCAGUAUAGAGGUCUCUGUUUCCCUCGCCUAUGUUUUUUUUGUUUGUCUUUGCUGCUGCAGGAUGUUGAUUGGGUGGAUGGAGGGAAAGAUUGUCCUUGCUCUUGCCAUGAAGUAGGAGGAGAACAAAGACUGAAGCGGUGUAAGAGGAGGAUGUGUAAUCAGUGUAGCAAUAAGGUGAGUAGGUGUUACAUGAUAAGUAAUGUCUGUUGACUUAGCAUGUGUACAUAUGGAUUAUUGUCCAUUUAUGAUACAUAGGUAUGCGAGAACCGAACUCAAAGAAGCAAGGAGAUGCUAGAAGGAGUAAGUGGAGGGCCACAGGGUGCCGCACGCCAUGCAUCCUCCUUAAAGGAAGCUGGUAAGUAGCUGAUCUGUCUUUUUUUUUUUUGCAGUGCAUACAAGGGUAACAUACAGGCAUGUGGUACCCCAAAGGCAUUCCACUUGCGUAUUUCAGAACAUAGGUAACAGUGGGGUACAUAGGGACAGUGCACAAUUUUUAUAUUUAAAUACAAGAGGGUCUAGGCAAGAUAACGUUCUAUGCUUGUAGUCCAUGCUUGACAACUUGUUGGUUUAACAUUUAUAUAUGAUUAGUAAUAAAGGUCAUGCUAAUUUAUGAUAGUCAUACAUUGGUAGUAAUGCUUCAACUUUUAAUUAGCUUAUAAGAUAUAUGUGUGUUAGCACAGAAUUGGUAUAUGUUUGUAUGGGUGUGCUUGGGUCAUGCUUAUCUUUGAUAAGUGUAAGAUAGGUGUUUCUCCGUGGGCGCUGUGAGGGUAUGCAUAUUCGCAUACCAUGAAGGUAGGAUGAGCACAUGUUGCUGUAAAAGUGCGGCUUAACUGCGUGGGUACGGACAUUGAUGGGGUAAAAACAUAUAUUGACUUCUGCGUGGUAUGUCAGGUUAUGCUUUGGUAGUGUCAGUAUAUGACUGGGCAGCGUUCAUGGGUGAGCGUGGAGAUGGGUGCCCACUCGCUGGUUGUUCACCCUAUACCUUCAGACGGGAACCGCGUCUGCGGCUCAUGUGGGUUGUUGGUCAGCCAUGGGUCAACCGGUUGCUCCCUCCAGCUCCGGGCUUGUUGCGAGGCCAGCAUCUUGUUGCCACGGACUCGGGGACUUUCAAAGGCCGGGUCCUUCCCUUUCAGGGUAGGUCGGGAGACCAUGGUGUUGUACCGCUUUUGGCGGGGAGGUCUCCGCCUGCGUGGUCGAUGCGCCGGGGUAAUCCCCAUGGUGGCCUUCGGCCCAGAUGGGCAAAUGUGCAGAGAUUUUGGCUGCUUUAUCCAUUCUUUGCCCGAGGGUAGCUUAGGUCCACUCUGGCCGGUGCCGUUGUGUCUGCUUCUCGUGCUCCUGCUUUCUUGCAUCCUCAGCUGUUCCGCUUCGCAUCGGGCCUAGAUCCGUGCCCAGAAUGCUUCAAACAGUGCGUUUAGGCGGGUGGUAAGCGAAUCUCUUGUGUCAGGUCUUCAUUCCGGAGGACCAGUUCCUUCCCUGGGUUGCGCGUCCGCCAUUUUAACAUGGCGGCUUGCCUGCCGGCUUGGAACGUGGUGAAGGCUGGAGUCAAUGAUCGAGGUCCACGGAGGUGUACUGCUUGGGACCGGGAUAACCCCCACCAGUCCUAAGGGGGCAGCUGUAUUCCGUGGGUGCUGCUUGUCUGAGUGGGUUGAGAGCGCGGCCGCCCCUCUCAUACCCUGCUUGGCGUAGGCCUCAGGUCCCGUCCCGGUCAUUCCCGGAGGUUAUGCUGGUCGUGUGAUUCAUCUCCCCGGUUCACCAGAUUCUGCGGAUCAGGUAGUGGUAUGUUGCGGUGUGUGGUUCAUUCGUUUUCAGCUGUUAAUUGGGCCCAGGCCCGGGAGCUCAUAACAUAGCUGAUCUGUCUUUGCAUCCACCCUUCCAGUGAUCUGAAAGAGAUUUUAUAAAUACAUAUUUAUAUUCCCACCUUGCAAGGAGGUUUGUUACGGAAGGAGGAUCCUUCUUCUUCAUCGUCUGUUCAUUCUGUAGCUCUAGAACAGGGGGUCCAAAAGGUAGAUCCCCAGAUGUUUUAAAACAACAACUUCCAUGAUGCCAUGUCAUUCUAAAGAGAUGCAAAGCAUCAUGGGAGGAGUUGGCUCUGGGGAUCUACCUUUUGGGCACCCUGCUCUUGAAUAUCAUGGAAUGAGGGUUCUGCGUUUUUUCCUUUGUUUCUUUUUGCCCUAGAUAAGGGCAUAAUGAUUCUAGCUAAUGGACUACUUACCCUCUAUUCUUUUUUUUUUUUUAUUUAGUAUCUUAUGGAUUGGUUUUUCCUUUCCUCCUUUUGUGUUAACUUGAUAGUUUUAGUAUCUUUUUCUAUGUCUCAUAGUCAGGAAAGAAGAUUGUGAAGGAAGAUUGGCUGGAGCUAAAGGAACGCCACUGGCAGACAGGCUGAUGGCAGGAGAGAAAGGAACAGUUGGCGGUAGAGCAUCAUCCAUUCCCGACAAUGUGGUCACUACAUCGAAGUCCCGGAAUACUGGCUGUUCUGUUUACAGUAAACGGAAGCCUCCCACAUUGGGUCACAAAAGUGGCAGGAAAUCCUUGGCAGUUACGCUUCCAGAUCCUGAUCUACCAUCACAGAAAGCUCUUGAUAGUUUCUCCCAUCUGCCCUCCUCUCCUCUUCUUCCCCCCACAUGUACCUCUGUAACUGCUGCUGAAGACGACAAAGAUAACACGGAAAGCAUCCCAAGUUGUUCCACCUCCCAAAAAUUGGAUUCUACAUCAGUUAGUAGCCAGGAGAGUAAAGAUGUUUACACUCAACAAGAAAAGAAAUGCAGCGAAAAAGAGGAACAGACUCUUACUGUAUGCGCCCAAAACAUUACGGUCAGCUCGAGUGGAGAAAAGGUCAUCCUCUGGACCAGGUACGUGAAAGCAUUAAAGGAACUCUCCAUUAACAUUUUAUUUUUUAACAAUUUAGGACAUUAUUCACUAGGAACAUUCAGGUAUGUUUUCCUGUAUGAUUUCUUGGUGAGGUGUGAAAAAAAAACUUUGCAAACCCUCCUUUUAAUACUGUGCAUGGGGAAUGACCAAUGAUUUCGUAUUGAAGCUUCUCAGUGAGCUGUAAUACUGAGUUUGACAGCCAGGGAGGUGUUUCUCACCCUUCUGGCACUUUGAUAAUCUGUCAAAAAUGACAGACUCCAGAAACACAGCACAUCAGCACUGUGUUUGAAGUGUUCCUUUAUGGAUGACAGACGUUAUUUGAGUAACCAUAAGGUCUCUAAUGGUACACUCUAAGCACCAAAUUAACUUUAAUGUAAUGAAGCAGUUUUGGUGACUAGGUUAUGCAGUAUCGCUGCUCAAUUCUCUGACAUCUAGGAAUCAAAAAAUCACUUUUGUUUCUGUUUAUGCAGCCCUAAACACACAUUCCCUGGCUGUGACUGACACAGCCUCCAUAAAAAAAAUGGUUAGAUUUUUAGAUCAAAUUUCACUGCAUAGUGAUUAAAUUAGAUGUUCUUAUUUCCUACUCUGUUAAUUGAACUUUAAAAACAUACAAAAUUAAACCCUGUGCUCAAACUACCACAAUUCCUGGGCUGUACCAAGGAAUAUAGUACACAUCAUUCACAAUAUAUAGAAUAAAAACCGAGAAAAAUUACAUGUAAACUAUCACAAAUCCCAAAGCAUAUUUAAGUACAUGGAUGCAUUUUUUUGUUUUUUUUUAGUUGUGUAUAGAUAAUACAAAGAGGCUUGCAAUGCCACAACAGCUAGAGCAAGCAUUUUAAUAGACAUAGAUUGACAACUGUAUGGCAUUUGAUAACACUGCACAUUUUUAUGAAAUAAAAUAGAAUAAGAGAAACAAGCUAGCCUACACGGAAAAGGAUAAGUGAUGCAUUUGCAGAUUACUCAGAUGUGUCCUAACAUUAGACUUAAUAACAGUAAUUUUACUUACCGUAAAUUCCUUUUUUCUCUCGUAUAGUGGCAGUACUUACAAGUGGGAUGUUCCUUCUGUAUUGGACAAGAAGCUCCCCCUUCUUUAAAAGAAAAUGGAGUGCCCCGCCUCCUGCCCCUAUAUAUCCUGUACCUUAGAGGAGAACUCCAGUAAUACAAAAUAACCGAGACAGAAAACUGCAAAAAGUUAUUAAAUUCAUAAAAAGUGGAGGGAAAGACAGUACUGCCACUAUACUUAAAAAAAUUUACGGUAAGUAAAAUUACUGUUUUUUUCUCUCGUAUAGUGGCAGUACUUACAAGUGGGAUAUAGCAAGAUCCCAGAAAAUGAAGAAAGGGUGGGAACUUAGAAGGCUACCGCCUGUAGCAUCUUAUGCCCAAAGCAGUUUAAAAGGAUGAGAAUAUGUCCAGCCUAUAACAUGAAUGAAACGUAUGCCAUGAAGACCAAGUAGCCACUUUACAGAUGUCUUCAGGCGAGGCAGCUGCCUUUUCUGCCCAGGAAGUUGCCAUAGCCCAAGUGGAGUGGACCUUCAAUGGUAAUCCAAUCGGAACCCUUUGGAUUGGUAAGCCAGCUAAAGGUAUCAAUUAGCCCUCUGGACAAAGAAUGUCUGGAGGCAGUACAACCUUUGUUAGCUCCCUGGAAGAAGACAAAGGGAUGAUCUGAAGGGUCCUAAAGCCUUGUGUUCUCUGAAGAUAUAUUUUCAAUGCUCUUCUAACAUCAAGGAGAUGCCACUUUCUUUCAAGAUCCGACAAAGGAGAUUGGCAGGAGGAAGGUAGAACCAUAAGCUGGUUCAUAAAUGCAAUUGAAAGAACGUCGGGCAAAAAAUGAAGGCCUGGGGUGCAGGACCACUUUGUCUUGAUGAAAAAAAAAAAUAGAAAAAAAAAAUUCAGGAGCUGAAGAUAGAGCCUGAACUUCACCUAUCUUUUAAAUGAGUUGAAAGCCACCAGGAACGCCAUCUAGAAAGACAGCAGUCUCAGGGGAACCACUAGGAAUGGUUCAAAAGGGUUUGAAGAACCCAGGACAAAUCCCAGGUAGGAAAGGGAGAUAGCUUGGGAGGACGCUUUAGACGUAUGGAUUUAAAAAGCCUGCGGAAAGCCACUGUUGUGGUAUUGCAUAACUGCAUCCUUACUGUCCGAUUGGCGGUAACGGGACCGAAAGACAUUGGUGCCUUCCAUAUAGGUCCUGUACAGCUAUUUGCUUUUCACCCUCUGAAGUUGGAGAAAGCCUUUGCAUUUAUCCCGUUCCAAACACCUUGACAGAACUGAGAACCUAGAUGGGCGCCCCAACCUGUCUGGGAAGCCUCUGUGGUAAUCGUAAUCAAACUUUUUAAUGUAAAAGAGAGGUCUUUUGAAAUGUUAUUAGCCUUUCCACCAAUUCAGUUGUUUCUUCACACCUUUGUCUGACCAUUGGGAAAGAAUAUCCCAUUGAAAUGGUCUUAAAUCCGCUUUUGCCCACGCCACUGCUGGGAAUGCAGAACUGAGGAGUCCCGGUAUACUCAUUGCUUCCCUGAUGGAGCUUGAGUCUUUCCGCAGACCUGUCACAGCUUUGGAAAAAGGUCUUUGUUUCGACCUUGGAAGGACAAGAGACAGGGACCUUGAGUCUACCCGAAGAUUUUUUGGGUUUAGGAGCCAACCAUGUUCUUUCCCAACUUGUAGUGAUCUCGAGGAGUGAUCUCAGCAGUAAAGAUGUGAGGAGUAGAUGACAGGCCAAAUGGUAGCGCUUUGAACCGAAAGAGGAUGCUUCCGGGAGGACUCGGAUACCGGCACCUGGAGGUAGGCAUCUUUAAGGUCUAAUUUGCUUGAAUUCUUCCUUGAAGGAUGUGUGCAAGCGUUGCCCUUCUUGAGGUCUAGGAUAGGCCGGAAGGAUCCGUCUGUUUUUUUUUACUAAGAACAGGUGAAUGUAGACUCCUCGACACUCCCAUUUUUUUAGGCACCUUCUCAACCACAUCCUUGCGUAAAAGGAUAAGGGAUACUGCCAGGAGUGCCUCAGAUUUCUUUAUCGACAGAGAACCUGACAGCAGGAAAGAUGGUUGUGGUAUUGCAGAAGACUUGAUUCAGUAACCUUCUAAAUGGUUGUUUGAAUCCAACAGGUUGAUGUUAUAUUCUUUCAUUUGUUGGGAUCACUUCACCCGGUUUCUGAAAUUUACAAAAAAUGUCCUUUCAGAUACCCUCUGAGUAAUGAAAGGAAACGCUGACCCCUGAACAGAUAACUCAUAUUUUUGAGGUCUCGAAUCUAGAGGUAGAGCCUUCUUUGUUGCAGACAUUUGCUUAAUGUCUUACAUGGAGUAACAAAAAACAAGUACCCCUCGAAGGUAGAUAACACAAGGUGGCUUUUGAGGCUGAAUUAGCUGUCCAUUUCUAAGCCAUAGGGCUCUUCUAGCCUCUGAGGAAAAACCCAUGAUUCUGGCAGAUGAACGUAGAAUCUCAUCAGAGGCAUCCAAAAGCUCGUUAGAUAGUUUCAGGAGGAACAUAAGCUGGACAGGAUCGUUAUCAGAUUUUCCCAUAAGAGACUCUUCUAGGGCUUGGAGCCAAAUGCUCUGUGCUCUAAGAACCGCUGAACCUGUAUCUCGGCUUCAACAAGAAAUCCCCAUACAAGAACUAACCAGGACCGAGUCCGGAUGGCUACUGAGACCUAACGAGCUCGGGCACUUUCAGACUGGUAUGGUCAUAGGCUCUUGCAGUUUGAAAAAUAAGUUUGCCAUUCUUCAAAAUAAACGUCUAUCAGGAUCUUCCAAGCUCUUUGUAGGAGAUCCAUUAGUUUGGGAAGCAGUGGGAAGCAUUUAACCUUACCCCUGGAAGGUUCAGGUUCCUGCACAGCUGUCACAACUUUUCUUUAAGAAUAUUUAGCUUGCGGCACUGAGGUUCUUAGUUGGACUUCCAUACAAGUACUAACCAGGCCUGAGUCUGCAUGGCUUUUGAGAUCUGACAAGAUCAGGCACUUUCAGACCGGUAUGUCCGGAGGCUGCUGGUGGAAAACCUUCCUCCACACUUGAAGCCAAACUGGAAAUGUCAGAAGGUGAGUAAGAACAUUCCCCUGAUGAGAGCUAAGACAGGGAAGGAGACACUCUCUCCUACGUUGUCUGAAUCUAUGAAAGAUUCAAAAGUCUGGGACAAAAAUUCCUGGAACCAGCACAGGAAGGACAACAUAUCAGAUGCUCGGCUUUCUCUAGCAAUACCAUGGAGCACUGAUAGCAGGUCUUUUAGGACAUCCGUCCGGUAGAGGGACUGCACAUCCCAGACAACAUAGUGCUUAAUAAGUAUACUAAUGGCCUUUAUAGGGACAGAAGCUGACAACUGCUCUUUACCAGACUUAUCUGGAUUAUAUAAGCAUGCAACAGUGACAGGUGUCAAAUGGUAGUUUAAAGCGUUAAAUCUCACCUCAAGCACCUCAUAACCGUGUAAGAGGACUGGUGACACGGGGAACCAGACUGUACACCCACCCUUGGGGUCAGUCAGGUUCUGCACAGCUUUAAAAGCCAAAUAUCUUUUAAAUUUUAUAAAAUUUUGCGCCAAAUUCACUGACCCUGUUUUGCGCAUGCGCAGUAGCGCGAUUCAGUGUUCAGUGGAAUGCACUACCUCCAUGCGUGCGUUUCACUGGUGUGCGCAUGCGUUUGAAAAAAUUAGUGGGAGGUCCGCCUGGGAUUUCUAGUGACCACAAAUAGAAUGAUUUCCGGUCGCGUUCCGUAACGCAAAUCCGUAAGUAUGCCUGCCGCUCAGCUGCCACCUGGGGAGCUAUCGGGCACUCACCUCCCCGAUCAGCAGCCUGUGCUGACCGCACUAUUCUCCACCUGGAUCCUUGGAGGAGCUGUCCGUCCCGUUGCCGGGACUAGAAGAACUGGAGUUCUCCUUUAAGGUACAGGAGGCGGGGCACUCAAUUAUCUUUUAAAGAAGGGGAAGCUUCUUGUCCAAUACAAAAGGAACAUCCCACUUGUAAGCACUGCCACUAUACGAGAGAAAAAAAAAUCUAUAACUGAGAAACGUAGCUUGAGUUUGGACACUGCUAUAAUAAACAAGAGUAUGUGUACUCAAGGUGUCAAGCACAUCUAAAGUAUAAGGAGGAGUAAAAAAAAAAGCCACUGGAGCUUUUCUAUAGUUAUGUUAAAAGCCACCAAAGGACUAAAAGGUAGGAGAGGUAAGACUUUAUCAAGCAUACUGGCCACAUGAAAUUGUCCCCCAGCUUACACCAGCCACCAGGUCCCCAAAAUCCAGCCAGUACUAGACCAUCAGAUCCAGGGCGCCACACAAACCCGCAUCCUUGCCAUCAGAUUCAGUCUGUCCAGCAGCCGUAAUCGGAGUACCCAGAGAGGUACUAAUGACGUUGCUGUCGCUUGCGGACUUCCCUCCAGGGUAUAGGGCCAUUGUGAGGAGUCUCCAUUAGGUUUGAACCCAGUGUAAGUAGCUGUAGCUGCCAAAUUCAAGUGCUGGGCGCAUGACGGCACAAGGACCAUAGGAACCAAAAGCAUUAAAGCCUCUGUCUCGUCGAGUGUGCCUCUCCGCAGGCUUAUCGUUAAACUUUCAUUAGGGUUCCAGGCUGCAGCCAUCUUAGAAGAAGGUCACCCAGGCCCUUAGUGUGGUCUGCCAAUGAAUAGCCUCUGAGUGACUUAUGAGUCCUCCAGCAGGGACUGGGAUAACCCCCACCGGUCCAAAGGGGGGGAUGGUACGGGACCAGUCAUACAAUGGAGCGACGUGUUAACACGCAGCUUCGGGUCGGAGAGCAAAACAGCGGGUAUAAAGGUAGGCCACAAUCCCAGGGAUUACACACUCCGGGGCUCUUAUUCUCCGGUUCCAGGUCAGAUCCACAUUACCGGUAGUCACAGUAAUAAUAUGCUGCAGUUUUCCAGUGCAAGGUAGCCAGGUAGGUAUGUUUUAAUUGAUUUUAGGCCAGAGCCCUCUGGAGCUGUUCUGACAUGCAGCCAGCCAGCAUGGCUGUAAGCCUCGUGUCAGGGCUUACCUUAGUUGGGAGUAAGGUAGGCAGAGAUUUGUGCUCACCCUUGCAGAUAUACACAGUGCAAGGUGAUAAGGUUAGAAACCACCAGGACUGUGAAUCUGUGCACGGGGGCUGUGCAUGAAAGGUGAUACAAUUCGCAGUACAGACAAAGGCAAAUCCAGAAGAGUAGUCAGACACGGUUCCAAAGGUCAGGGAAGGCAAUAAACAGGCAAUUACGAAGAUCCAGAAGCAGGGGUCACUAGCCAAGUCAAUCUAUAAGGAACAGGAAACAAUGAACUGACAAUGUUCUUAGGGAGGGGCAGUGUUUUAUGCCCAGCUAAUGAGUGAACUUAGAUGGACAGGUAGGAGCCACUGCUGAUGUCCAAACCCCUAGUGCUGCAGGCAAUGCCAGGAAAACAAGAUUAAAACCAAAGUUCAGAAGUGGCUCAGAGGCAGGAACUCUGGCUUAGGAUGCAGAAGGCCCCAGGUUCAAAUCUCCUGCACUUCUGUGGCGACCGCGCCUGGCUGUGUGGAUGGCACGGUGAGAACCGUGACACCUCUCCCCCCAACUGGAGGUUUUUUAAUGUCACUUCAAUGGCCAUUAAACUUCUUAGCUGAGUUCUACACUAACAAUUAGCAUUGCUGCUUAACAUUGCAACAUCUUUAAUAAGACUGGGAUAUUUUUCUAAACCCCUGCGCAAUAAUUAACCUUGAAUAGAUUACACAUGGGGUGGACGGCAGCACUAUAACAUGGCUGGGUAAAUAUAAACAUACAAAAUUAAGCCAUGUGCUUAAACGCUCACUACUCCUGGGCAGCAGCAAUGACUACAGUACCCAUCAGCCCCAAUACAUAGAAAAAAAAAUAGAAUUAACUGCGCACUAUCCCAAAUUCUCAUAUUGAACUUGCACACAGGAGAGGCUCCUGCAGGCUUUAGCACAGGGGUAGGCAACCUUCAGCACUCCAGAUGUUGUGGCCAAAUCCCCCAUAAUUCUGACAAAGCAUCAUGGGAGGUGUAGUCCAAAACAUCUGAAGUGCCAAAUGUUGCUUAUACCUGCUUUAGCAGAUUAUUGAGCAUGACAUAAGGUCUUUUGAAUUAAAAGAAGAAAAAAAAAUCUCUCAGCCAGAGAGGUGUGGUUAGAUAUGCACAAACAAAGUGAUUUAAAGUGGAUGUGUUACUGAACAGAUCCCUUUUCCCUUCCAUUUUGGGACCUGAGGCCAUCUUUACGUUUUAGAAGAUGGCAGCCCUCUGAAAUAGUAUUCUCUUCCCAUUGCUGUGCACACUUUUCAGCUGACAGCCAAAGAAAUAAGGAAACUGAGCAUGUUCAAAAUACAGGCUUUGUACAUGCUGAAUAGGGGAUCACAGGCGCUUCCAGUGACCUCCAUUUUCUCUCCCAAUUACGUAGUUGACAAAGGCCAUGGAGCUUGAUUAAACGUCCACCAUUCUGUCAUCCUUCGAGUUAAACAUAAGAAAAUAUAGUCCCUACUAUUUCUUAUGUUUAACUUAAGAAUUAAAGGGAUGCACUAAAACUACUUUGGUUUAAUGAAGCAGAUUUGAUGUAGAGAUCAUGCCCCUGCAGUCUCACUGCUCAGUUGUCUGUCAUUUAAGAGAUUAAUCACUUUUGUUUCUGUUUACACAGCCACACCUCCCUGAAUCUGACACGUACAGACUUCCUUAACACGUCAUAUAAAGAGAUCUAAUGGUUAUACUUCCUUUAUUGCACAUUCUGGCAAAUCACUAAAUGGCAGAGAAUUUAGCAGGUGGAAUGCAGGGGACUCCUUCUUUCUCUAAUUCACUAUUGUUUGAGAUAAAGAAUGAACAAGUAACUUACACCCUUAGUGCAUGACUUUGCAUGUAUCUUCAUUAAAGGGAAACAAUCAGUUUUCCUGGGACUGCAGGUCCCCUCUCCCUCCCACCCCCCCAGUCCCCGGUAGCUGAAGGGGUGAAAACCCCUUCAGUAACUUACCAGAGGCAGCGACGAUGUCCCAGGUCGCUGCUUCUUCCUCCACGCCGCUCCUACCUGUGAUAGCGUUGGCCGAUGGGCGAGACUGAUCCCGCCCACCGGCCGGGGAGACCUAAUGUGGUACGCAUGCGCAUUAGAGCUCCCCAUAGGAAAGCAUUGAAAAGCAUGGGGAAAUGAGCGACGCUGGAGGUCCUCACACAGCGUGAGGACGUCCAGCGACGCUGCUAGACACCAGGAAGUGCCCUCUAGUGGCUGUCUAGUCUAGUAGACAGCCACUAGAGGUGGAGUUAACCCUGCAAUGUAAUUAUAAAAAAACUGCAAUAAUUACUCUUGCAGGGUUAAGAGUAGUGGGAGUUGGCACCCAGACCACUCCAAUGGGCAGAAGUCGUCUGGGUGCCUGGAGUGUCCCUUUAAGUGUUAUCUGCCAUUUGAGUGCCCAGUCCCCGGUCUAUCUAAAUCGUUCUUCCAGCGAAGUAAUGUCCUGCUUACACCAUAUUACUUUAGAGUUUUGUGUCUGAAACAUAACUUUCAGUGCCUAUUUGUUUUUUCAAUUUAUAUUUUUAUUGAAUGUUUGCAUUUAAGCAUUCAUUCUUGUCAGAGUAUCACAGUGGAAAAUAAACAUUAGAAACUUAACAGUACAUUUCUGUUGUGGGUAAGCAAGCAUUUUGUGGAUGCUUUUCCCUCUUUAGAACGUGGGUGAGUAUGUGCCUGGUUCCUCCGGUCUCCUCCAACGCAGGGACUCAGAUCUCGUUGUGUGUUAUUGUUCUUGCCAGGGGGUCUGGGUUGUGUGCACAGAGCCUAGGAUGGUAGUAUUGUCUCGGGAGGGCUGGAGUAUAGGAGGGAAUGGACCCAUGCAACUGGUUCGUGUGCACUGCCCUAUAUAUUUGGUUCAAUGCCCAUUUCAAGAUCAUUUAUAGUCAUGUUGAAUUGUAGCAGUUCCAGAAUAGAACCACGAGGGACACGACUUACCACUUUUGUCCAGUUUGAAAAUUUACCUUUAAUGACAACUCUCUGUAUUCUGUCUUUCAGUCAAUAUUAUACCCAAAAACAAAAAGUUUCAUCUAGACCAAGCCUAUUGUGUGGAACUGUAUUGAAUGCUUUAGCAAAAUUCAAGCAGAUCAAAUCCACUGCAACAUCCUGAUCCAUACUUCCACUUACUUCAUCAUAGAAUGCGAUAACAAUGGUUUUCCCCAAUGAAUUUCUGAAAAUUAAUUAUCCCUUGAUAACCCUUCAAAUACUUUAACAGAUACAGACGUUAAGCUCACAGGUAUUUAAUUGCCAGGCAAAUUUAAACAUCUUUAGUUUAGAAAAGCGUCACCUCAUAGGGGAUAUAACAGUAUACAAAUAUAUCCGCGGCCAAUACAAACCAUUGUGUGGGGGGGCGUGUCCGGCGGCCGAGGAAAAUGGACGCCUAAAGCAGAAGCUCCUUGUGGCGCCCGCAACAAAAGAGCCAGAACAGCGCAUACCGCUCGACCACGCACAAAAUAUGGGUCGCACACGGAAGCCCGCAGACCCCAGCAGCACCCCGAGGUCGUCAGGCAGGGAGGGGGAGCAAUCCAUCCGCUCCUACCUUCAAGCCACGGCCCGCCCGCGGUCACCGCAACGGGAGAUGGAGGAGGUGAGCCAGGGUAUAGAGUCCUUCCCCUCCACACCGGCCAGACUGUCACCCACACCCUCAUUCAGCUCUGAGCCACAAUUAACGCAGGAGGGUGAGUGGAGGGCCAUACUGCCAAAUCUCCUCACUAAAGCGGACUUUGAGGCCCUGUCAGACCGCCUAGGCAGAGUGGUGAGGGAGGAGGUGGCCCAGCUACGCGCAGACCUGGCUAAUGUGGAGGCCCGCAUGUCAGUAGCGGAGUCAGAGACCAGAGCGCUCCGUACAGACCUGGAACACACCAACUCCACAGUCACCAGCCAGGAAGCAGACCUAGCCAGUCCCACCACAUGGGUAGACGAUCUGGACAACCGCGGCCGCAGACUGAACCUGCGCAUCCGCGGGAUGAGGGAGGGUGACCCAGCGGAACACAUACCCGACACCCUAAAGAGGCUGUUCGCUCAGGUACUGGGGGGCCAGCAAAUACCCAGACUUGGCAUAGUAAGGGCACACAGGGCACUGCGACCAAUGCCGCCACCAGAAGAACAACCAAGAGAUAUCAUAUGCUGCCUAGAAAAUUACCAAUUGAAAGAAGACAUCCUGCGCACGGCCCGACGCAUGGGAACCAUACGCUUCGAGAAUCAAACCAUAUCGAUUUAUCAAGACCUAUCUAGAUACACCCUACAAGCCAGAAGAGCGCUACGCCCAGUAACAUCCACCCUGCAACAAGCUGGAAUACCAUACCGCUGGGGUUACCCAUUCUCACUCUCAGCUAGACACGGCCAGGUUCAACAUACGGUGAAGAAACCAAGCGAUCUCCCAGGUUUCCUUCGAGCCAUGGGCAUCCCACCGAUCCAAGUACCAGACUGGCUGGCAAGCUCCUUUCUCCAACCACCGCCCGGACCACAACAGCCGCGCAGACCAGACCAGGGUCCCCCAAGACUCCAGCAACAGCGACGCAGAGACUGGAACCCAGGCCCGGCACGACAGGAGCAGGAGAACUAACAGAGCACCACGCUGAGAGGAGGGGCUGACGAUCCAGAGAUCAACUCGAAACAGGACACAAAGGGCAAACUGUGAGUACUAUUUGGGGUCACACGCGAAACUAUAACAGCCACACAGACCACGAUGGGGAGGGGGAUGGUGGCAUGGGGGAACAGGAGCGAAGCACACACUGAAGGGACUGUCAACGGCAAGAGCUCCUUGUGGAGGAAACGCCUUGCCCGCUGUCAGGGCCAUGGGGAGGACAAAACAGGACGAUUUGGGUGGGAUACGGGAUCCAGCUCCUGCACCGGCACGAUAAACCCCGGACGGACAACGCAACUUGGCGGUGUUAUGACAUGGGACACAAUACUGGCCGAAAGACGCCAACAAAGACACAACGCAACGGAGGGAGGGAGGGUCAGAAGGGGAAAUGUCCACUGAAAGGGGGGAAGAAGGGGAGGGGGUGGGGAAGGAAUGGGGGAACACACGCACACAGGGGAAAGGGGGGGAAAGGAAACAACAACAAAAAAAAAACCCAAACACGGGGGAAAGAAACAGACACAGCACACGAGCAAGGAAAUAGGGGAGAGGGGACCAACGAGACAGACGAGUGGGACAAGCCAACAGGAGCUAGGGGUAAACAGAAGGGGACCCGUGACAAUAACCUAUAGGCAUAAUCCAUAGGCACAACCCCCGACAGAAUCACUUCCCAAGCAAACCACGGAUACACAUUAAGCAUAGGCACCAAAGGAACCAUUGGCAGAGGGGCCACAGUGGAAAGCACCCGAGAUGACCCAACAGGAACCCAACACGAGACCGCCCCAAGGAAACCCCACCCAUCAUAUUAGCGCACAGACGACAUACCACAUACGACGCGCACCACACACACGUUAUCGUCAGGCAGCCCACAGACACAACAGGUGACCUAAACACCAAACAGAAGCCAGAGAUGGAGUAGGAAAUAGAACAACUAGUCACGCUGGAACCAUGGGAAAUAGGAAAAUACAGGGACUGAAACCCAGACACGCCGGACCCAUACCCACAUCAUGCCCACAUCAUCGGUGUGGCACAGGCAGGAAGGUAGCGCCACCAGUCAAGUUACCCCACUAGAAUGACACCACUCACAGGCCCGGAUAAUAGGACGGCCCCGACCCCACAAGACCCGGAACUGCAACGAACACACGCCUAGAUAGGAACACGCGAAGCGAGAUAACAUGUGAGACAAAGACAUGCACAAGCUAGGAAGCACCACCGCGGCAGACAGUAACACGCAUGCUACCUGAAAGAUGACCCAUGCAAGCACAAUACCGAAGAGAGGGAGCGGAUGCUCCAAUAUCAUAGCCACUAAGGAGACAUGCGACCACACCCUACAUACCGAACCAGGUAACACACCCCUCACCUACAUAGCACGGACCGGCUUCACAAGGCAUAAAGCCCGACACCCCAAUAGGCAUAGGACACGACUAUCCCCACUCCAAAGGGGACGUACUACACCCGGCACCGACGUAGGCACACCACUUGGUGAGACCUAUAGGCCGAACAACCGGGACACUUGUCCAUUACCCUACACACCCUCAAAACAACCAACAGCAAGUACCCACUAAGCCGUAGCCCAAACGACAAUAAGACAGCACUGAACCGCACACAUACACACACCCCCGCACCCAGACCCCGCCUGCCCUGCCCCCGUUGCCCCUCCGGGCCGCUGCGAGGAUGCAGGCACAAGAACCCAACGGAUUCGCAAGGGAGGACAUAUGCAUCGUUUCCUACAAUGUGCGAGGCCUAAAUGUUAGGGAGAAACGAACAAGACUGCUAAGGGACCUAAAACACUACAAAGCAACAAUAGCGUUCAUCCAAGAAACGCACUUCCAGGAGGGCAGAGCACCGGCUCUAAAAGACCGCAACUACCCAACGGGAUACUUCAGCCACAACCAAGAUAGACGCACACUGGGAGUCUGCAUCCUCUUCUCACGACGAGUCCCGUCCGAGGAGCAAGUCACCGUUCGAUGCAAGCAUGGCAGAUAUAUUUUUACAAAAGGCAAAAUAAUGGACCAAAUAUACACAUUCGCCAACAUAUACGCCCCAAAUACGAAACAACACCACUUCCUCCGAAGCACACUAACCACGCUGAUGAAAUUCAUGGAAGGCACCCUGAUCAUAGGAGGAGACCUCAACCUGGCGAUACACCCGGGCCAGGACUCCACCUCAGCACUCGGACACAUAUCGAUCAACAGACACGCCAACACACUCUGCCUUUUCCACCUCCACCAGCUGGCAGACUGCUGGCGAGCACUGCACCCAACUGCACGAGAUUAUACUUUUUAUUCUACGACACACUCGACAUAUACAAGACUUGAUUAUUUCCUAGUACCUCACCGCGACCUAGCUCUGCUCACCGCGGCAGAAAUCCUGCCAAUUACUUGGUCAGACCACAACCCAAUCCGCAUACGGAUUAAGUCGCCACUAUACAAACCCAGACAAAUGUCGUGGCGACUGAACGAAUCGAUCCUUUCAGACGUCUCGGUCGUAGACCAAAUCAACCACCACAUACAGGACUACUUCAAAGACAACGAGACAGACGACGUCACCCCACUGACAAGCUGGGAAGCUCACAAAACAGUCAUCAGAGGUAGAUUCAUCACGAUAUGCGCGACCCGCAAAAAGAAGGCGACACAGACGAUACAAGUACUCAGUAAGGAGAUCAGGGAACUGGAGGCUAGACACAAACGCACCAUGGACAUGACGAUAUACGAGGAACUCACGACUAAACAGAACCAACUCACCGCGCACUUGAACCGAGCAAUCCAACGCUCAUACCAACACUACAAACAUAUGAUCCAUGAACACGGGGACAAGUGUGGGAGACUACUGGCGAACCUCCUGAAGCAACGCCGCAACCAACUGUACAUUCCGAAGAUUAAAGACGCACACCAACAACUCAGACACCUGCCAGACCAGAUCUCGACAGCGUUCCACGAUUACUACCAGGACUUAUAUCGCUUCCGUGAACCAGAUCAAGAACUUCAGAGGCCUCAAAGAGCCGAGGACAUACGCAGAUACCUAGACACGGCAAAUAUACCAGGAAUAGAGGAGGUGGACCAGGAAGCCUUAGAGGCCCCCAUAACACCCGAGGAAUUGGCAUACGCCAUCAAAAAAGCGAAAACGGGCAGGGCUCCGGGCCCAGACAGCCUACCCCUGCAAUACUAUAAAACCUUCGCAGCGGACCUCUUACCGAAACUACUGAAAGCCCUGAACUCAAUCCAAGACGGAGCCACACCAACAGCCCAAUUCACCUCGGCAAACAUCACCCUUCUCCCAAAGGAAGACAAAGACAAGACGCUGUGUCCAAGCUAUCGCCCGAUAUCCGUACUGAAUACGGACCUCAAACUUCUGGCAAGCAUACUGGCAGCACGCCUGGCACCACUCCUGCCGACCAUAAUCCAUUCAGAUCAAACAGGUUUUAUCCCAGGGAGGGAGGUGAAGGACAACACAAUCAGAGCCUUAAACCUCAUAGCACAUGCAAGAGGGCAGAAGACCCCAGUCCUGCUCCUGUCCACAGACGCAGAGAAGGCGUUCGACAGGGUGGACUGGGAUCUGAUGUUCGAAACACUCCGCCACCUGGGCAUAGGCCCACACUACAUGACCUGGGUACAGGCGCUCUACACGGACCCAACGGCCCGAAUUCGGAUAAACGGGGCACUGACAGACCCAUUCCAGAUUCACAACGGAACCAGACAGGGCUGCCCGCUUUCACCCAUACUCUUUACGCUGACGCUGGAGCCCUUCCUGAGCAGGAUCCGACAGAACACUGACGUCCGAGGGUUAACAGUCGGGAACACGCACCACAAAACCUUGGCAUAUGCAGACGAUAUGCUGUUCGUGGUUACUGACCCGGAAAAAUCGCUACAAGCGAUACAGACGGAAUUCGACAUAUACGGCCGCAUCUCGAACCUCCGAAUCAACUACUCAAAAUCGGAAAUACUGAACAUAAAUAUCAGCAACACACUUAAACAAACAAUUCAGAGGCAACAACCAUACCGCUGGUGCGACCGCCGAAUGAAAUACUUAGGGGUCUGGCUCACACCAGACGCAGGGGAUCUCUACACCCAUAACUACCUCCCGAUACUGCGAAAGGCUAAGGAGGAACUGCGUAGAUGGGGUUCUUACUACAUGUCUUGGCUGGGCAGAGUGAACGCAGUGAAAAUGACCCUAUUACCGAAGCUACUUUUCAUAUUCCAAACGAUACCGAUAAGAGCCCCGCAAACAUUCUUCGCGACACUUAAGACAGAAGUUCGCACUUUUAUCUGGAAGGGCAAAUCCCCACGCAUAGCACAUACCCAACUGAUCCUGCCCAAGCUCAAGGGGGGCCUGGCACUUCCCGACUUUGAAAAGUACUAUCAUGCGGCACACAUCGCCAGAGUAGUCUGCUGGUCGGUAGCCAGCGGCGCAAAACCAUGGACACAACUAGAAGCAGACACGACCGGAUGCGACCUCAGAACCCUACCAUGGAUCCCCAAAACAACAUACGGGAGCAAACAUAUCACCAACCCGUUUGUGGCGGCAACCAUGCGAAUAUGGCACGGACAAGGCACAAAACACUACCUGACAACGGACCCAAGCCCGCUCCUGCCCCUGAAGGGAAACCCAGAUUUCCCGGCAGGGGAUUAUGGCCCCACACCAGGCCUGCCGGGACACACGGGGGUACCCCGCAUGAAAGAUGUCCUCCGCCACCCGUUUGAAAUCAGACCAUUGACGGACAUAUGCCCAGGCAGACCACACACAUUUGCCCACACCCUAGCAAGAGCCCAAAUCACCAAAUAUGCCAGAUCCAUCCCGCAGCGACCGGCAAUCACGAGGGAACCAACACAAUUCGAGAACUUAUGUACACAGGACAAGGAACCACCACGAGCCAUCUCACAAAUAUACAAUAUUCUGAUAACGAGCAGGUACCUCUUAGCACCACCGUGCAUCAGAAAGUGGGAAGAAGACUUGGAGGAGCAGAUGACGGAAGCAGAGUGGGAUAAAAGCAUGACCCUGAUUCAGAAAACACCGAGCUCGCACACAAGAAAACUCGUAUAAGAUAUUUACCAGAUGGUACCUAACACCGACAGCACUUCACGCCAGAAACCCAGAAAUCCCAGAUACGUGCUAGAGAUGUUGGGAGGAGACCGGAACGUUCACGCACAUAUGGUGGACAUGCGCCCGUAUUAGACCAUUCUGGGACAGAAUCCGGUCGAUAAUACAGGAGGUCACGGAUGAGCACCUGCCACAAUCCCCAGCCUCCUUCCUACUACACCACACAACUAUGGCGACACCAACAUACAAGAGAUCGGUUAUCCCCAGACUCCUAAAUGCGGCCAAAGUGACUAUCCCUAUAUACUGGAAGCAAACCAACAUACCACCCAUAUCAAAGUGGAUAGAGGAGGUGGAAGCCACAAGGAUAUUCGAGGACAUGAAAGCAGAAACCCCGAACCUCAGAGACCACCACACCAAACGCUGGUUCCACUGGACGAGACUGAUCACGUCGGACUCAUUCAGACGUCACAUAAUCGCGCCAUGAAAGUCGACGGGAAGACGAGAAAGAAAACACUACGAGAAGCGAAUCAAAGACGGUGAGAUGCGGCGGACCGGACGGGCACGGGAGGCGGACUACCCCAACCAUCCCACCCUAACCCGCACCCAGACAGCACCACAUUAAGACAUUCACCGACGCUACCUGAGACGAACACUCUAUACACAGACAGGAUAACAACCACGAAGCAGGCACACCCACAAAGACAUACUCAGGAACAAAGACGGUCAGGACAGUAACAACAGAACCCCCCCCACACCUCAUCCACGGCAGGCCAGGCACCCACGGGGACAAACACUAGCCCAAACACAAUCACGUAUACCCAAAGAACCUCGCUGUCAAACAAAUAACCACACUCCGAGUAAAAUCGAUGUAUACACACUGAAACACGGACCUCCAGGCAGGCUACACCACAAUAAGAUAGGGAGAUAUACCAUAGUUGAAACACAUGAACCACUGAGAUGUACUAGAUUACUCAAAUGCUCCUUAGCACGCCAAGCAGAACACCACACUGAAUACGCGGACAAAAGCUACACGGGGCCAGUCGCACACGGCAACGAAACAUUAAACUACACAGCGCAACAGACACGCAGACACGUGAGCAGACAGCAGCCACACACAUACAUGGUAAGAUAUUGCACAAUGUCAGAUGAUUUCCAUUCUAAUAUGGAGACACAAACAGGAAAUCAAUAGGCCAAACACUGCCAGCAGGAAAGCGAGAUACACCUAGCACGGGACCAGAGCAACCAGAGACCAGAUACGACAGGGCCCGCAGACACAACUUACACAGGUAACACACGAUACAAAACUCCCGAAACCAGACAAGCCUGAGCGAACGCAACAAAGGCACACCAUAAGUCACGCAGAUAGACACGGCAAGCAAACAAAUCGAUACCUAUGUACUGUAUCAAGCAGGCAAUAACCAACCAGCCUCUGCGUAGGCGACAAAAAACUCACAAAUGUCUGUAUGGAAAACGUAUGCCCCUGCGCGGGCAAACAAUGCCUCAAUACUCGCACCGAUGUCACCUGCAAAUGCAUUACGAUAACAAUGGAGAAAAUUGACACAGUCAAUAACACAUGCAGACUCUAACAGACACAACAGAAAGUCGAAAACUUCUAACAGACGCAAAACAUGCAGGGACCUGCCGAGCACAACAUCUACAUGAUGAGGUCCAAACACAUAUUAUAUAUUAAUGCACAGAAGCCUAAAAACUAACAUGCUCCAUAUGUUAUGAUUAAAGCUGGGAAUGCUCCUGUACUUUCGAUUAUGGCUUAAUGACCGCAUCUAACCAGCAAGCAGAUUAACCUGCAUCAGCACAGGCGACAAUUUUGCAUCCACUCACCAGCAAACACACAACACUUGCACACACCAGCCAACUCAAAACACCUAUUUAACACUCUAACUGAACUACAAAGGCUACACAGUACAUAAAAGUAUAGAGCACAAAACAACCGACUGUGAAUCAAUAUUAAUAAUAAUAAUAAUAAUAAAAAAAAAAAAAAAGUUAAGAUAAACAGGCUAAGAUGGAUCCGCCUCUGCGCAGGCACCGAAGAUAUAUACUGUGUUAACCAAUGCUUAAGCCCCUGCGUGGGCACUCACUUGCUUUAUUACAAAACAGUUUGACGUGUGAACUUAUGUUAUGCAUACAAUAAAAAUAUUCAACACAAACCAUUGUGUGUAAAUCUAUUCACAAGCAGGACUUUACAUAGGAGGUACUAUACACAGAGGGACUUCCACGUUCUUAGAACCCGAAAAGUGUUUUAAGCAACGCUAGACGUCCUCACGCUAUGCGAGGAACUCCAGCGUUGUCGAAAUCCCCAUAGGUCUAAUGUGCGGCCAUUGCCGGGCAUGCGCAUUAGGUCUCCCCUGCUGGCUGACGUCGGCGGGGGAGGAGAGUAGGGACAUUGGCGCUGGACUCGGGUAAGUCACUAAAAGGGUUUCAACCUGUUCUGCAACUUGGGGUGGGGGGUGAGAGGGAGAUGGGCACUGCAGGGUCCUGCAGUGCCAGGAUAACUGUUUUCCUGGCCCUGGAGUGUCCCUUUAACAAUUUAUCACCGUUUUCUAUUUAGUGAAUAACCUGUGUUGUAAGAGAUGGUUAUAUUAUGGUUAUACAGCAAAAACCGUGUAGUGACAGGCUAUACUCACCAGAACUACUACAUUAAGCUGUAGUUGUUGUGCUGGUGACUAUAGUGUCCCUUUAAGUGAAAGUUCAGUUAUUCACCCUGCUAACAUGAUGGCUAUUCUGGGAGGAAGCAGGUUGUGUCCUGUUUUAAUGAGAGGUUUAUUUUGAUGGGUUAGAGGAAUUGCCAUUAUAUGAUACAUUGACUCAAUGAUUGGAUUUCCUUGCAGGGAAGCAGACCGUGUUAUCCUUACGAUGUGUAAGGAGAAAGGAGCUCAGGAUGAAACAUUUGAUGCAAUCUCUUCAAAACUUGGAAACAAGACUCCAGCUGAGGUGGGUAAACACUCUGCACUCCUGCUUUGAGAUUAAAGGAACAUUAUAGUCUCAGGAAUAUAGAUGUGUAUUCCUGACACUAUAGUUGUAAUAACCCUAUUUAUGCUUAUAAAGGCUUUAAAGGCUGAGAUCAGUUACCUUUAUUCCAGCAUCUCUCCAGUCCACCUUUUUGGCUGAGAUAAACGAUUUUGAUUAUCUCAGCCAAUCCAACGCUUUCCCAUAGGAAAGUAUUGAGAGACUAGUGUGCAUGCUCAGCAAAACACUGCACCAAUCCGAAGUUCCUCAUCGAGAUGCAUUGAAUUAAUGCAUCUCUCUGGCGAGCAUUCAGCAUCUCCAUGCAGAGCAAGAAGACACUGACCAUCUGAGUGACUGCUGCUGGAGGUGUUCCUAGGGAGCACUGUAAACACUGCAUUUUCUCUGAAAACCCUGCAGGGACAGGUUAGACCAAACAGAACCACUACAUUAAUGCAACAGCUCAUUAGAUUCCUAAUGGGGAGAGUGUAUAGGGUUUCCAUCAAUUCUAUUCAUAGAGUAUAUACCUGUAUAUUCACAAUGUGAAAUGGGUACAUUGUGUAUAACCGUGCAAAGCAUCCACUUUCUCUAUGGUUAUCUUCAUCUUGCUGAUUUUAUGUGCCCAUGACCAGACCGCGGUGGCCAUGGGCCAAGGCCGUCAGGGAGAUCACAAUAUCUCCCCUGCAGGGCCAAUGCUAUCCGAGCGCCGGCCCUGCAGUAGUCCAUGGCGGGCCGGUGGUGAGAUCAAAGAUCUUCCUCACCGGCCCACAUACAGUAUACUGCGGCCGCCGGGGGAGAGAGUGAGGGACCAAGAGAGGAACCCGGGGGAGCUCUAACUUACAGCUCCGCCGGGUUCCUCUCGCGAGAUUCAGGGCGUUGCCAUGGAGUUCACUCACCACUAGGGAUGGAUGCCAGCAGCAGCAGCAGGAUCCCCCCUCCCAGGCAUAAGGAAAGCAGGGAGGGGGGAAAUAAUCACCCAUGUCACAUCUCACACACUUAACCCCAUGACAUUGAUAGCAUCCACACACCGGACCCCUGACACUCACAUACAGCUUCCUCACACGCACCCAGCACGCACAAAUUUCAAGCAAACACAGUGCAAGCAUGUGAUUAAAUGGCUUGCGCCGUGCAGAACAAAUACAGGGUCUUUUUCUAAUGCUAGAGCUCUUCAGCAGUGCUCUGCGCAUGAUCUACCCUGGAAGAGCAUUGAACCAACAUGCUCACUUUGUGAUGACAAAGCACACCCUAUCUGGCCCUGCCCCCUUUUUAGUGGGCUGCUGUAAUUAAAAAAUGCCCGGGACGAAUUUUCUUCCCAGUCUGGCCCUGCCUAUGACGGCUUCAUUUCAAUGUAGUUAUAGGGGUUGGGUCACUAGUGCCCUCUUAUUUUUAGAGGUUAUACAGUUAUACUAAGGUUGGCACCCUUGGAUACUCAUCCUCCCGGCGCUAUAGGCAAGUUUGUUUUGACGACUGGUGCUAAGCUAAAAGUAGGUGGUUUAAUUGACUCCAGGUCCUAUAGCCACCUCAAUAAGUGGCCAAGAGUGGCCCUUUAAUAAAAUAAACUCACACCAAAUAUACUGCAUGUGCAAGCAGCACAGAAUUGACAAACUACAUUUAUGUAACAUGGCAAAGUAAUAUGUAUUGUCAUCUCUACAUAGGUUCCCUUCAGAGACUGACAAGCCUUUAGUUGUUCAUAUUUGUACAAUGUAUAUAAAACAGCCAUAUUUGAACAUAUAUACACUCUAUAAUAAUAUACAAAUGUGCUGAAUCUGACAGUCAUAUUGUUAUAGCAGAAUUUGUUUGUGGGUAGUAAAACUGAUGACGGAGGGAGAAGAGAGAAUGUUUUUAUUAAUUUAUGAUUCCUUUUUCUCAGGUCUGUCAACGUUUCAGAGAGCUUGUCAAUCUUUUCCUGGCAGCAUGUGUUACUAGCUCCGAUGAAGAAGAGGAAGUGGCCGAGCAGAUAUCUGAGGAGGAGGAUUAG